Pelobates cultripes (western spadefoot toad) is the source of this 56908-nucleotide messenger RNA. The record is from the annotation of a GenBank genome assembly. NCBI's taxonomy places the organism in Eukaryota, Metazoa, Chordata, Amphibia, Anura, Pelobatidae.
CUCGUGUUCCAUGACGGGCAGCUUGGUGUCUAUGGUGCCGCGCCGCGGUGUUUGCUGGGAUACCUCCGCCCUCCCCGUAGUCCUCCCAGUUUGCGCUGCCUGAGGUCCGUGUCUUGUAGCAAGAUGGCGGCGCUGGGCUCGGGCUGACAAGACAAGCAGAAGAAGGAGGAAAAAAAAACCCAACAACAAAUCACAAAAAAAAUAAUAAAACAACAAAUCAACCACAAGCAAUACCCGCCGCCGGUGAUCUGAGUCCUCGCUGUUCUCGUCGAGGUGUGACAGGCCCUGAUAUAACCCCCCACCGACCCCCGGUCUGGCUGGCUGGCUCUCCACACCCCAAUAGACAGACACCCGAGACAGACCGCGGCCCCACACUCACAGCAUCACUCGGGCUCUGCAUAUAGGGCAGCAACGUGGUGUGCACACACACACACACACACACACAUAUAUAUAUAUAUACACACACACACACACACACAGCAUAAUUUACUGUGCAGAAUAGGUAGCCAUUCAUAGUGUUGCUAAUAUUAGCCCUGACAACUUGAUGAAAACUGUCAAAUGAGCACACAGCAGUGACACCCUAAGUACAAAACCCAAUUGCACCUCAAGGGCAAAUACCAGGGGCUCAUGUAUAUCUAAUAGCUGCUUGCAAACCAUCCAGGAGCGGAGAGGCACAUAUAGGAAGAGCAGGGACUGAGCAAUCUGCCUAGUACACACAUUUUUGAUUAUUACAACUGUUUGCAUGGCCCAAGGGUCUGUGAUUGUGUAGUAGUUGUGGUUGUUUGUUAGCGGGUUCUCGCAUGAGUUCCCCGGACCGGAGUCGGCGGCAGCAGGAGAGAGAGGGAGCCCCGGAGCCCGAGAAGAGGAAGACACAAACCCCCUGCAGCAGCCAGGAACACAGCCCCGUUGGAGACAGGUCAGCAUGUGCAUUGAUGUAUUCUGUAACGGUCAUGACAUAAUUCUGUUUUGUAUUUUUUAUUCAUUUCAUCUGUACAUUGUGCUAGCCGAACCACAAAAAGCUGUAGCCAUGACUGCCAGAAAUGGAUGAUAGAUGCUGUCUGUGAUGACUUGUGGCAUGCCGUUGCAUGGAUGGGUGGCUACAUAUGGAGCCACUACUCUUCUAUCUGGCAGUCACCAUGGAGGGGGUAUAUACAUUCUUCCAGCAAGUAUAUUCAUUUUUAAAAGGGGAUCUUUGCAUGUGGAUUUUUGGAACAAUCCAAUAGCUAACAAAGUCAGCUGCAGGUUGUAUAGUUAUUGUUUAAAAAAAUCUAAGCAGAUUUCUUAUACUUUUAUGUUGCAUGUUUUUUAGGUUUUUGUAUUUCGGCAUCACGAGGGUACAUGCACGCUCAUAUGGCGCUGUGGAAGAAAUGUCUGAGAAGCAUUUUUCAACAGCUGCACAAAUAAGCACGUGCGCCCAGAACAUCACGAGUCUUUUAAAUCACCCUAAACAUGGAAAUAUCUCCACUGCAUGGCUUACACCAUUAAACGUUUCCAAAGAAUUUUCUGUGGUGAGAGAAUGUGGAACUAGAACCUCUAGAGUUAUAGUUCCACAUUAAUCUGUACUUAAAUGAACAGUCCAAACACCUACAGCACUUUAGCUUGCUGAAGUACUUUUAUGUGUGAAGAGUGUGUCCUCUUAUUCUUGUUUAAAAAAAAGGGGGGCAGUUUUCAAUAGAAAUUCACACUUUUUAAAUAUCAAUUAACCUUGUUAAACUCCUUGGCUAUAAAUCACACAACCAUUCCUGGUACUUCCUGGUAGUUUUAGCAUAUUGAAGCUAAACUGAAGAUUGGGGAAGCCCCGAAAUGAAAAUUCAGGAUGCCCUUGGCUGAAAACCGAAACAGAAAAUGACCUUUUUCCCCCAAAUGAUUUUAAAAGCUUUUUUUCUAUGAUUUUAUUAUACUUUUUAAUGAAUUUAUUGAAUAUAAUAUAAAAAAAACUACAAGCCAAUAAAAUAAAUAGCCACACUUUUAUUGAAAGUAACACACCAAAAUUGGACAGAAAAUAACUUUAAAAAAAAUAAAUCUGUUAAAUCUGUUUGUUAUAUAGGACUGAAGAAUAAUAUAUUGUUGAUAUUAAUUUAAUAACAAUAUACAUUCUUAUACAGGUCUUGAUGGUAAGGUAUGUCUUUUUGCUGAUGAUACUAAGAUAUGUAACAGGGUUGAUGUUCCAGGAGGGAUAAGCCAAAUGGCAAAUGAUUUAGGUAAACUAGAAAAAUGGUCAGAAUUGUGGCAACUGACAUUUAAUGUGGAUAAGUGCAAGAUAAUACAUCUUGGACGUAAAAACCCAAGGGCAGAGUACAGAAUAUUUGAUAGAGUCCUAACCUCAACAUAUGAGGAACGGGAUUUAGGGGUGAUUAUUUCUGAUGACUUAAAGGUAGGCAGACAAUGUAAUAGAGCAGCAGGACAUGCUAGCAGAAUGCUUGGUUGUAUAGGGAGAGGUAUUAGCAGUAGAAAGAGGGAAGUGCUCAUGCCAUUGUACAGAACACUGGUGAGACCUCACUUGGAGUAUUGUACACAGUACUGGAGACCGUAUCUUCAGAAGGAUAUUGAUACCUUAGAGAGUUCAGAGAAGGGCUACUAAACUGGUUCAUGGAUUGCAGGAUAAAACUUACCAGGAAAGGUUAAAGGAUCUUAACAUGUAUAGCUUGGAGGAAAGAUGAGACAGGGGGGAUAUGAUAGAAACAUUUAAAUACAUAAAUGGAAUCAACACAGUAAAGCAGGAGACUAUAUUUAAAAGAAGAAAAACUACCACAACAAGAGGACAUAGUCUUAAAUUAGAUGGACAAAGGUUUAAAAAUAUCAGGAAGCAUUACUUUACUGAGAGGGUAGUGGAUGAAUGGAAUAGCCUUCCAGCUGAAGUGGUAGAGGUUAACACAGUAAAGGAGUUUAAGCAUGCGUGGGAUAGGCAUAAGGCUAUCCUAACUAUAAGAUAAGGCCAGGGACUAAUGAAAGUAUGUAGAAAAUUGGGCAGACUAGAUGGGCCGAAUGGUUCUUAUCUGCCGUCACAUUCUGUGUUUCUUCAUUCAGUUCUAUGUAACAGAAUCAAAUUUAACAAUUUUUUUUAAUAUAUAAUUUUUUUUUUAACAAUUAUCCAAAUAAAGUAUACUCCUAGAAAACUAUUAUAUGCAAAAUAGUAAGGGCUAGGUAAAUUACAAUCUAGAUUUAGCUAUAUCACCAAUUAAGAAGCACAUAAUUAACUGCAUGCAUGUUUUCAUUGGGUUUAUAUCUACGAUAUAGUAUUUUGUACUCGGGCAGUAGAGUGUCCCUUUUAAGCUUUCAACCAAGAUAUGUCUAGCAUGGUUAUUUACUAAAGUGAGAAUUCAAAGUGAAUUUCAAUUCUAAAGUCAAAAUAGCCACACUGGAAACAAUCUCAAAGUCAGCUAUGCUCUUAGGCUACUCUGGCCUCGUAUUUGAUAUUCACCCUGAAUUAACAUUGGAUUCUCCCUGCUUUUGGAUAACCUUGCUAAUUUGUCUGAAUCUGUCAGCCACUUGCAGAAGCCACUUUAAUUUGAUAAAUAUCUAUGUGUUGAGUCUGUUCAAUGUAUCUUAUUUUGUUUCUAAGACACAACAUACUUUAGUUUUUUUACUGACUGUAAGAAAAUCCAAAAUUAAUGUCAUAUUAGGUUCCAUUUAAACCCUAAUACUUCAUUAGACAAAGCAUAUAUCAUUGAAUAAAGUGAUCAAUGGUGUACAGUUUUGCUUAAUGAAGAUAUUGGGUUAAAACUUACAUCCUGUCUAGCACAGUGAACCUUGUGUGUGUUACACUAAUUAUUUAUAUAGUGCCAACAAGUUCCGUAGCGCUGUACAAUGGGUGGACUAACACGUAUUUGUAUCCGGACAAGUUGGAUGCACAGGAACAGAGGGAUUGAGGGCCCUGCUCAGUAAGCUUACAUGCUAGAGGGAGUCGGGUAUAGUGACACAAAAGGUAAUGGUAGAAAAGUAGGUUGCUAGGAUAGUGUUCAUUGAGGGCUUAUUAUUCUAUCUUGAUGACAGUUUCAGGAGAGGAAUCAGGGUGUGAGGAGGGAAAGCUGUUCACAGUUUAAUUGAUAUGCUUUUCUGAAGAAGUAAGUUUUCAAAGAUUUUUUUGAAGGAGUGGAGACUUGGUGAAAGUCUAACAGAGAGGGGAAGGGCAUUCCAUAGGAACUGUGCAGCCCUAGAGAAGUCUUUAAGGUGAACAUCAGAGGUAAGAGUACGAGCAUAGGUUAGACGUAGGUCUCCGGCAGAGCGUAGGGGACUUGACGAGGCAUAUUUGUGUAUUAGUGAGGAUAAGUAGGUUGGAGCAGCAUUGUGCAGUGAUUUGUAAGCAAGUAUCAGGAUCUUUAAUUGAGUCCUAUAUCUUAUGGGAAGCCAAUGUAGGGACGGGGGAGGGGGGUAGGCCUUGGCCGGCAGGAAGAUGAGCCUCGCUGCCGCAUUUAUUAUAGACUGUAACGGGACAAGAGGUGGACAGUAAUUAGGUGGAGCCAUGGAUGAGGUGGCGAUAUGAGGUCAUUAGAGUCCCCUGUAAUUUUCUUUGUGGAUGGAUGCCAACAGCAUAUAAUUCUGUGCUGGUAGCUGAUUGCUUGACAGGUGGGGUGAGAGACAUUACUUUAAAAAAAAAUAAAUAAUAAUUUAAAAAAAGUCCAUACAUUUGCUAGCACAAUAUAUAGAUAAAUCACAGAUUUGUAUAUGCCAAAACUGUUACACUUUAAAAAUUGCCACCCUUAAUGGACCACUGUAGUCACUCAGACCACUUCAGCUCAAUGAAGUGGUCUGGGUGCCAGGUCCCCCAGGUUUUAACCCUGCAGCUGUAAACAUAGCAGUUUCAGAGAAACUGCUAGGUUUACAUUGCAGGGUUAAUCCAGCCUCUAGUGGCUGUCUUCCUGACAGGUGCUAGAGGCACUUCCCUGACGCUAAAUGUGAAAAUCGCUUUGUGCACGCAGAACGUCCAUAGGAAAUCAUUGAGAAAUGCUUUCCUAUUGGAGUUUUUAAAUGCAUGCGCAUUCAGCUCCACGUGGGACGUCGUGAUCCUUUAAUGUAAAACCUAACCAAAUUAUGUUAACAAAAAUCUGUAUAGCCAAACUCUAGAAUAUCUUUCAAAAUAAAAUAGAAUUAUGAAAAUAAGAUAGCAUACAGGGCAUGUUUUGGGUAAUGUCAAAUUUAGGCAAUAAAGACCAUAUGACACUGGUGUAGAUUGCUGUCUUGGAUUUUGCAUGGUUGGGUUAAAGGAACACUAUAGUCACCUAAUCAACUUUAGCUUAAUAAAGCAGUUAAUAAAGCCGUUUUAGUGUAUCGAUCAUGUCUCUCAGGUUUUACUGCUCCAUUCACUGCCAUUUAGGAGUUAAAUCACUUUUUCUGUUUAUGCAGCCCUUGCCACACAUCCCCUGGCUAUGAUUGACACAGCCUGCAUAAAAAAAACAAAAACUGAUUUCACUUUCAAUCAGAUGUAAUUUACCUUAAACAAUUUUAUCUCUUGCUUUGUAAAUUGAACUUUAAUCACAUGCAGGAGGCUCUUGCAGGGUCAAGCAAGCUAUUAACAUAACAGCGGAUAAGAAAAUCUAAAUUAAACAGAACUUACAAUAAAGGAAGGAUAAACUUUAGAUGACUCUUUACAGGAAGUGUUUAGGAAGGCUGUGCAAGCCACAUGCAGGGAGGUGUGACUAGGGUUCAUAAAUAAAGUGAUUUAACUCCUAAAUGGCAGAGAAUUGAGCAGUGAGGCUGCAGGGGCAUGAUCUAUACACCAAAACUGCUGCAUUAAGCUGAAAUUGUUCAGGUGACUAUUGUGUCCCUUUAACUAUCAAAGUCACCACAUCAAAGGCAUUUAGUGAAUCAUUUUUAUCUAUAGUAUUACACUACAAUGGUUUUAUAGUUUUUUUUUGUUUUUUUUUUGUGUGUGUGUGUGAUUGUUGAAAAUGAGUGUAUACAGUAUAGUGGAAAUAAUUAUUAGCAGUAUGGUUUUGUAGAGCUAAGUGACCGAGCUGUGUGUGCAAAUUAAGCCCUCUUCAAGGACCACUAGAGGCACCCAGAUCACUUAAGACAUGAAGGGUCUUGGUGCAGAGGUCUCACCACAGCCCUGUUAUGUAAAAAAUUGUAGUUUGAAGAUUCAUAUAUUGUAGCUGUCUUCCUGACAGCCAUUAGAAGUGCUUUCUCCAGAACUGUGUAAAAAAAACCUCAAUCCUGAAUUUGAAUGCAGCUGAUAGCAGCAUUUAAUUGGUGGAAUGCUGUGUUUUGCCACACGUUUUCUCCAAUCCAGUUCUUCUCUAUGAGAAGCAUUGUAUUAGACAAUAUCUCAAGUGACAUCAGCGUGGAUGCGGACAUUGACAGAGACUGAGCUAGAGGCUACUGUGGAAGAGUCUUAACGCUGGAAACUAGGUGACUUGUCGUUAUUUAACUUGGCUUUUACUGAGCAAAGGGGAGUGGACAAUGAUCACAACGCUUUAAAGGAACCUAUAGUCCCAAAAUAAUGAUUAUUUUCAGGACUUUAGGUUCCCUUUAAAUUUAUGGUUCUAUCUUCUGUAAAUUGAGUGUUUCUACCAGGACACAGUGACCUUUUCUCUUUAAGUUGUUAGCAUAUUGUGUUCAUGUAAAACUUGUUAUUUUCUUUCACACUUUGUUCAUAUUUUAAAGUGAUACUCCAAGCACCAAAAACUUAAACUUAAAGGGUCACUUUAGGCACCCAGACCACUUCAGUUAGUUGAAGGGGUCUGGGUGCAGUAAACUCGUUUGAGCAGGGCACUCAUCUAUCUGUUGUUCCUGUGUCAUUGUGUAAUUGUCUCAUUUAUUGUAAAUUUCCCUCUUUCAUAAUAUUGUAAUAUAUUGCACAGCGUGCAAGGCAGCAGGAAGAUCACUCCUCCCUCGCCCCCUUCAUAAUCAGUCAGCCGCCUGCCUGAACGAAUCUUGCGCUAUGAACCGCCUGCCUGCCUCUGUCUGUCCAGCCUCCUGCCUCGGCUCACUAUUAGCCGCCUGUCUGUCCGGCCACCCGCCUCGGCUCACUAUGAGCUGCCUGUCUGUCCAGCCUCCUGCCUCGGCUCACUAUGAGCCGCCUGUCUGUCCGGCCACCCGCCUCGGCUCACUAUGAGCUGCCUGUCUGUCCGGCCACCCACCUCGGCUCACUAUGAGCCGCCUGCCAGUCAGCUAGGGGGCUGAAGGGAGUCACUAAUUUCCUAAUCGCCAUGGCAACCUGGCGCCUGGGAUUUGUCAAGCCCUGCCUUAACCCUGGAAAGGUGAAUAUUGCAGUUUUUACUGAACUGCAAUAAUUACCUUUAUAGGUUAACUCUACCAGACCGCCGCUAGAGGGGCUUCCGGGUCGCUAGGCGACUUAUGGUCGCCUAACUGAUGCUGGUCGUCACGCUAUGCAUGAGGACAUCCAGAGUCACCCGAAACAGCAUAGGAAAAACAUUGUAUAAUGCACAUUAGGUCUCCUCUUAAGUAGGCGGGGGAGGAGCGAAGGUGGACUCCGAGACAACGCAGAGGGACAUCAGUGCUAGAACAAGGUAAUGCACUCGUACUAAUUAGCCCCCCUGUCAGAGGAUGUGGAGCGCUGAGGGAGAUCGACGAUGGGACUGGGUAAGUGUUCAAAUAUUUUUUUUUUUAUUCCUUUCCAUGCAGAAGAGGGGGCGGGGGGGUCGGCAAGUUUGAGAGGGCCAGAGGGAGUAAAUAGAAGAGGAGGGAGGGAAGGGGGUUAAAAAAAUUGUGGAUGGGCUAGGGAAGAGGGAGGGAUUUAAGAAGUGUAGUUGGGAAGGAGGAAUGGGAGAUGAGCUUCUCCUGUGCAGGAUCUUGCAGUUACAUCUGUUGGCAGCAUGCAGUGCGCACUGAAGACAUUGUUUUUAUGCACAGAAUUUACACUAGGCAGCCUGCCUAAGUCACGUGUGCUGGGGGUGCAACUUGCUCCCAACACACAAUUAAAAAUAUCUCUGGAUGUGCAGAGAACAAAAGCAGAAGUGGUCAUGGUGGCUUGGGUAGCCCUUUAUUGAAGCUGUUUUAAUGUGUAGAUACUGCUCAAUUUUCUGCGAUGUAGGCAUUGAAACCUUUUCGUUUUUGCUUAUGUAGCACUAGCUACACUUUCCUUGGCUUUUACUCAUGCAUCCAAUAUGACAAUAAUGGUUUCAUUUUCAAUGAAGUGGUCUGGGUGCCAGGGCCAGGUCCAGCUAGGGUAAACCCAUUUUUUUUUAUAAACAUAGCAGUUUCAGAGAAACUGCUAUGUUUAUGAAUGGGUUAAGCCUUCCCCCAAGAGGCGCUUGCGUGAUUCUCACUGUGAAAAUCACAGUGAGAGCACGCAAGCGUCCAUAGGAAAGCAUUGUAAAUGCUUUCCUAUGCGACUGGCUGAAUGCGCGCGCAGCUCUUGCCGCGCGUGCGCAUUCAGCCGACUCGGAGGAGGAGAGCUCCCCGCCCAGCGCUGGAAAAAGGUAAGCUUUUCCCCUUUCCAGAGCUGGGCGGGAGGGGGACCCUGAGGGUGGGGGCAACCUCAGGGCCCUAUAGUGCCAGGAAAACGAGUAUGUUUUCCUGGCACUAUAGUGGUCCUUUAACUCCUGACUUGGAAAAUAAUUGACCCGUGAGACUGCAGGGGCAUUAUCUAUGCACCCAAACUGCUUCACUAAGUUAAAUAUUUUCCAAUGUCUAUAGUAUCCCUUUAAACCUUGCAUCUCUCUUUCAAGGGACUAUAUAGGGAGACUGUGAUUACGGUUGCAGAAACAAAGCGAAUUGGCAGAGAAUUGAGCUUAAGUUGUUUUGCAUUGAAUCAGCAUCUCCAUGUUUAGCGUUGUGACGCUGACUGUCACUAGAGGUGUCCUUAGGCAGUAUUGUAAAAUGCCUACAGGGACAGACUAUACACACUAGAACAACUAUAUUAUGCUGUAGUUGUUCUGGUGACUAUAGCGUCCCUGUAAGGAUGUAGUUUGGGAUACUUUGCAUACUUAAAAUAUUGCACAAAUAUAUAUUUUUUAAAGGAACACUAAAGGGUCAGGAACACAAACCUGUAUUCCUGACCCUAUAGUGUUUAACCCACCAUUUAGCCCCCUCUCCCCUAUAAAAGUUUAAAACUCACCUUAUUUCCAGUGCAGCCCGGGUCUGCCGUGCUGCCUCCGCCUCCUUUGUGACAUCAUCAAAAAUGUCUGAUUUUUAGCCAAUCCAAUCCUUUCCCAUAGGGAAACGAUUGGAUUGGCUAAAAUCAGCACGGGGGCUGGACCAAAUGCCAUUUUGUCCAAUCAGGACCUCCUCAUAGAGAUGCAUUGAAUCAAUGCAUCUCUACAAGGAAAAUUCAGCGUCUCCAUGCAGAGCGUGGGGACGCUGAAUGUCAGGGCCAGUGGCCAUUUAAGGAGUGUGGCCACUUGGACGUGUCCCUAGAGGCAAUGUAAACACUGCAUUUUCUCUGAAAAGGCAGUGUUUGCAUGAAAAAAGCUUGAAGGGAACUAUUAUACACCCCAGAACAACUACAUUAAGCUGUAGUUGUUCUGGUGACUAGUGUCCCUUUAACUAGUACAAAGAUGCUGAAUAAAGCUAAGCACAAAAUAAUUUACCAUCUUUGUGUAUUGUUUCAGGAUCUCUUUACUAUAUUACAUUAUGUUAGCCAAAGUUUCAUUGGCACAUCUGAUCAAUAAGUGACAUUUCUGAAAUCUGGAAUUAAAUGUGUUUGUAUAAUUGUGACUGAGUGGGCUUGUUUUGCAACCACAUAUGUAGUGUGGGUUUAGAGAAUAUAAAUCCAUGUUUUACUGUUAAUUUAAACUCGCUUGAGCCUAUUGUACCAGAGUUGUUCUUUCUUAUGCAGAAUUCUAAAAAAAAAAUUCUCAUAAAUCAUUAUUAUUACAUGUGUGUGUAUUUUUACUGCAUUAUCAACUACAGCGUGCGGUGCUCUUUAAACAUGGUAACUGUUGUACAUACUACAUUCUCUCAUCACCUGUCACUUUAUAUUUGGUAGCAGGGCAGGAGUUGAUGACAUGUAAAUCUGUAUUUUAUUAAUGUUAAGGAGUGCAAAGGCAUGAUAAGUAAUAUUCAAAGCACUCCUUAUUUGUAGAUGAACCAUUUUUAAAGUGACUCUCCUUCAAUUUGCACUCCAAAUAAGCUUGGCCAUUUUAAAUUAUCAUUUCAAAUUUUAGUUUAAAUAUUGUUAAGCACUUGCUUGCCAAAAGUUUAAGUAUAAUAUAUUACAUAUAGUGUUUUACAAAUGAAUACUUUAUUGCAAAGAGGGCUUAUAAGGGCAAUUUGCAUAGCAAAUAUUAUGCCCCAAGUUUUGUGAGCUUAAAGGUGGGAGAUUUGUUGUGCGAACAAGCCAGGUUAUUAACCCCUUAACGCCGUUACGGCGUUCUAUGCCGUCGCGCAUUAAAUGGGCUUUAAAGCCGUUGCGGCCCCAGAAGGUGAGAUUUACUCACCUCCGCCGCGAUCCUCUUCGGGAGGACUGUUGACAGCCCAGGCAGCCCUCUCCUGGCAAAUGAGGUCCCCUGGGGCCAUGUGAUCGCUCUCCAAGUGCGAUCACAUGGCUCCCUACAGCUGGCUGUGGAUCUGCCAGCAGGGGGACUUUUUGAGCUCUCAGACAGUCCCCCUGCUGGUGGGAGGAAUAAUAAAAAUAAUAUUAGACAAGUUUAAAAUAAAAUAAAUGUAACCUAACCUAACGCUACUCUGAUCUGUGCGUCAGAUGUGAAGUCUGUUUGAGCUCUGGAGUUGCUGAAGAUGCUGAAGUAGAGGGUAUGUGCCACUUCGCUCAUAGAAACCUUUCAUAAAAUAGGAUUAAAAUAAGAUACUCCUCGCCCAUAAGACACUUCAGCAAGCCAAAGUACUUUAUGGAUGAGUAGUGGUCUUUUAAAAAUGUAAGUCAAUUUCAAAGUUGAUUGUUUUUUUAAAAACAAGAUGUUGCUUGGUUAUUUCACCCAUUCAGAAUACAUUUAAGACAGAAGGGAUGCUUUACUGAAACAGUUCAAUUUGCAGAGCAGGAGAUAAAAACUUCAAGUUAAUGUCCGAUUGGAAACUAAACUAUUUUUUUUUUCAUGCAGGCUGUGUUAGUUAUGGCCAGGGGAGGUGUGACUAGAGCUGCAUAAACUGAACACCUAAAUGACUGAUAAUUGAGCACUGAGGCUUCAGGCGCAUGAUCUAUACACUAAAACUGCUUCAUUAAAGGGACUCUAUAUAGUCAUCAGAACAACUACAGCUUAUUGCAUUUGUUCUGAUGAGUAAUCAUUGCCUUCAGGCUUUUUGCUGCAAACACUAUCUUUUCAGAGAAAAUGCAGUGUUUACAUUGCAGCCUAGUGAUAACUCCACUGGUCUCUACUUAUAAUGGCUGCUAGAGGUGCUUCCUUGGGCAGUGCUGCAGAGUAAGCAGCACUGCCAUUCAGUGUCUCCACCCUCUGCAUGCAGACAGUUUCCUCAUUUAUUCAAUUCAUCUCAAUGAAGAGAUGCUGAUUGGCAGAGGCUGUGUUUGACUUGUGUUGGCUAUGCCCCUGAUCUGUCUCAUUGACAGUCUCAGCCAAUCCUAUAGGUAAUCACUGUGAUUGGCUAAAACCACCACAUCUGAUGUCAGCAGGCAGCGUCAGUUCACAGACGAACAGGGGCAGAGCCAGGAGCUGCAGACUUGAAUAAAAGUACGAUUUUACUAUAUUUACGGAGACAAGAGGAGAUUACACUAUAGGGUCAGGAUUACAUGUUUGUGUUCAUGGCUCCUUCGUGCUCCUUUAAGCUAAAGGUUUUUUGAUGUCUAUAGUAUCCCUUUAAGUAAUUUAUCUCCUUUGAAUUUAUACUGUUAGUGUUGACAGAAAAUGGCAAUAAUGUUGCAUCCAGUGUUCUGUCUAACAGUGCUGGCCCAGUUACACUCUUUCGAAAUACACCAAACCUUGGAGCGCUAGUUAUAGGUUUUAUUGUUCUGCUUUGGGUGGAUGAUGCGUAAUUUCUGCAUUAUCCGUGCAGUUUGAGUGGCUUGAGUUUGACUGCCAGGUAUUUCAAAGCGUAUGUCAUACUAAUAGAGCACUGUGUGAGCUGUAGUGAUUAUGAUGUAUAGAGUUUAUCUAAUCCAUUAUGACAGUUUACUUCUCUAUAGAUUUAUAUAGUGCAUAGGCAUAGAUUCAAUUUAUAAAAGCGCACAUUAAACAAUUAUAGUUGUUUGAAUGUCUUUUGCUGGUUUUCUCAAGGAUUUGAGUCACCUGUACUGCUAUCUACUUGUUGACGGUCUCACAAUCAUUCCUAUUUUUAAGUUAAUAAGUUGAUUUUUCUCUUUGAUGUAAAUGGACUUGCAGUCCAUUUUUAAAAAAUAAUACCGAAUAGUGCACGUAAUCAUGGUUGCUUUAAACUAAUCAAGCCAAUUUAAAUCAUGAAUUUGAAAUGUAAAGACUCAUUGUUGCUGGUUGUAAUCUUAUAAAGGACCACUAUGGGAUCAGGAACACAAAAAUGUAUUCCUGACCCUAUAGUGUUAAAACCGCCAUCUAGCCCCCCCGGUCCUCCCUUGCCACCCUACAUGUAGUAAACGUUUACUUGUAUUCAAGUCUGCAGCUGCCCCUGACCUGCCUGCUUACAGCUGACCUAAUCAGAAGUGAUUCUGUGAGGCAAUCACAAUGCUUUCCCAUAGGAUUUGCUGAGACUCUCAAGGAGGCAGAUUAGGGGCAGAGCCAGCACAAGUCAAGCACAGCCUUGGCCGAUCAGCAUCUCUUCAUAGAGAUGAACUGAAUCAAUGCAUCUCUAUGAGGAAAGUUCAGUGUCUGCAUGCAAAGGGUGGAGACACUGAAUGGAAGCACUGCACACUAUGCAACACUGCCACAGGAAGCACUUCCAGUAUCCAUAUGAGUAAUGCCAAGUGGAUUUAUCCCUAGGCUGUAAUGUAAACACUGCUGUCUGAAAAGACUGUGUUUACUGGAAAAAAACUGGUGAAUGAUUCUACUCACCAGAACAAAUACAGUAAGCUGUAGUUGUUCUGGUGACUAUAUUGUCUCUUUAAAGGAAACCUGAGCCUCAGGUAUACAAACCUGUGUAAAAAUAGUGUUAAAAUCACUCCUGGGGUGCCCCCCUCCCAUGGGGCUGAAGGGGUUAAAACCCCUUCAGCCACUUACCUGAAUCCAGCACCGAUGUCCCUCGGCACUUGGUCAAGCUCUUCCCCUGCUAACAUGAGCCGACGGGGGAGACCUAAUAUGCAUGCGCGGAAAUGCCCGCGUGCGCAUUAGCCCUCCCCAUGGGAAAGCAUUAUUCAAUGCUUAACUAUGGGGAAAAACUGACACUGGACCUCCAGCGUCAGAUAACGGACCAAAAGUCUGUUUGGAUUCCGGAAGCCCUCUAGUGGCUGUCUGGUUGUUUUACAUUUCAGCACUAAGUGCAAAAGGGUCACAACACCUAGAAUUCUGCAAUUAGCUGAAGUGGUCUGGGUGCCUACAUUGUCUCUUUAAAGUUAUUGAUGAGCCUUUUAGCCUUUUAUGUGGAGCCUCGAUGAGCCUUUUAUGUGGAACAGUGUCGUAAGCAAUGUCUGCUGCAUCACCCUGAUCUAUUAUUUUCGUAAGACAAUCUUUUUAAAUCUUUUUUAAAUGUGGUAAUUGUAGUAUCUGCAAAGUAAUGGGUCCCCCAUAUGGGAAGAUUUCCAGCUUCCAGUCCUUUGUUACGAAGAAUAUUUUUUUAUAUAAAGGACUGUAUCACUUUCUAAACAAAUAAUGUAUUUAUUUAUUAAGCUGUUCCUGCGGAAUUCAGUAUGUAGGACAAACAAAAAGAAUGCUAAAAAUUAGACUUAAUGAACAUGUGCAUAAGAGGAAGUUUGAGAUACACUCUAUCUAAACACUAUUUGGACCACCAUGCAAGUAACCCAGGAUGUCUAAGUUACUGCGGAAUUGAAAGUGUUAAUAUUCCGUGGAGAGGGGGUGAAUUGGUGAAGAGGUUAACAUAUCAGGAAAUGUGGAUUUAUAAGUUGAAAACUUUAGCACCCUUUGGCUUGAAUGCUGACUUUGAGCUAUCUGGCAUUUUAUGAUUUUAAUUAGUGUCCUAUGAAUAUCUAUAGACUCGAUAUUAUAUGAACUAGGUUUUUUUAACUUGUAGUCCUUGAGAAAAGACUUUGGUGUUAAACUGUUAACGGUUACCUAAAAGUAAGCUGGUCCCAGGGAUUUCCUGGCACCAUAACAACUUCAUUCUGAUUAAGUUGUUCAGGUGCCCAGAGAGUUCCUUUUUAAUAUAUGCACAAUAUAUUGCUUUAACACCACUUAAGGACACAUGGUGGAAAUUUUCCUUCAUGAUUCCCUUUUAUCUCUGAAGCUGUGUCCUUAAAGGACCACUAUAGUGCCAGGAAAACAAACUCACAGUGAGAAGCACGGAAGCGCCUCUAGCGGUUGUCGGUGAGACAGCCACUAGUGGCUGGAUUAACCCUAAUGUAAGAAACUGCUAUGUUUACAGCUGCAGGGUCAACCCUAGAUGGACCUGGCACUCAGACCACUUCAUUGAGCUGAAGUGGUCUGGGUGCCUAUAGUGGUCCUUUAAGGGUGCUUUAAUGACUUGAAAACAUAUGGAACUCAAAAGGCAGGCUAGGGUUCUGACAUCAUAAACCCAAGACUUACGUAGUGAUUCUCUAAAAAACAUUCUAUAUUAUUGGUUACCUUACAGAGAAAAAAAUAUAUAAUUCAUUUUAUUCAGUAUAUGAUAAGAUUGAAAGCGCUGUUAAUUUAAUGUCAUUAGGACUCCAGUUAACUUAUGGUCUUUGAUGUGUGGAAUACUUUAAGUGUAUAAGUGUAUAAUGGAUUGAGCAUAGAUAAAAGCUUAAUGGAAGUAUGAGGAGAAACUAAUGCAUCAAGUAGGCAUAUCUAAACUGUUAUGCAUAAAGUCUGCCAUCUCUGGGUUUCAGGAUAGUAUUUGUCACAUGUUCAGUGGCAGUUGUUUGGUUACCUUCUUAUCUGGGAUCAACCAAUAAAAAAUUUUAAGAGCCGAUUGCCGAUAACUGACAAACACAAUUUCUACUUAAAUUCAUUAACUGAACAUGUUAACUGAUCCUGAAGAAAGUAGCGGCAGGGGAAUGAAAUGUCGAUAACCAUGGAAUUUUGAAUCAAAUAAAUAUUUUAACUGAAGACCGUGAAUGCAGCCCCAUCUUCAACAAAACCUGAAUUUUAUAUAUAGAUAUAUUUAUAUUAUUACAUUAGUUAAUAAAUAAUUUUAAAAAUAACUUUUACCUAUGGCCAGUGAUGGGGACAUUACACUCUGUGGUGUAGUGGCUUUGUGAAUGCUGCCAGGAGUUUGCACAUUGUAGUCAGCAGUUUCUGGCAGGUCCUCUCUGCAGCAACUAUUUGAUGGAUGUGGGCUUGCGAGAGUGCUUAUGGUGUCUCUGUAACUCCUAAUGAAAGAGAAUUGAGCAUUGAUACUUGUAGGGGCAUGAUAUAUACACCAAAACUGCUUCAUCAAGCUGAAGUUGGUUUGAUGACUAGAGUGUCCCUUUUAAGGUAGUGGUGUUUAAUGGAAAUCCAUGAAAAGAUCUAUCUAUAGAACUAUAAUGUAAUCUUUCAAACACAAGCAACAAUGACUUGAUGUAAUUUUAUUGCAUGUCAUUAUUUAUGUUCUACUUGGUUUUAUUCUUUUGAUGCGGUUUACCAUGCUCAUACCAUUGUAUGCUAAAUGCACCUUAAAAUGCAAUAGUAUUAUUUUUUUUUUCUAACAUUACUAAAAAUGAAUCUAUAAAGAAUUAAAAAAUAAAAUAAGGUUUUUGUAAAAACUAACAUGGUUAUUCACUAAAUUGAGAAUUGUCUUGAAUUUCACAUUGAAAAGCCAAAUUGCUGAACUGGCAAACUUAUUCAAAUCUGCUAAUGUGUCUAUUUUGGCCUUAAAUUUUACAUUCAGUUUGUAUUCCUGACAAUUCUCAUUUAGAAUUCCUGUAAAUGCUCUCUCUAGCAAAUAACCCUGCAUAAGUGGCAAAGGUUGUAUUUUUGUGUUGCUGUUUGUGCUCAAAGCAUGAAGCUAGUAAUUAAGUUUUAGGAGGAAAAAUGCUACUAAAUUUUCUUCUGUUACAUACACACAGUGUGCAAUUUGCAUGUCACAUUGCUGCAAAAGUUAUCAAGGUUUACAAGUUUAUAUAAAAAAAAAAAAAAUAAUUAAAAAAGUUAAGGCCACAAGAUGGUGCACUUCUUCCCUAUGAUAGAAACAAGAUGAAAUUAGACAUGCUUUCUUAAUUAUGAAAGUGAAAGUACACUGAACUAUUCCAAAUGUAAAUUAUGAAUAAAUCUAUGCUAAGGAAGUGAAUCCGCUAUAUAUUAUAUCAAUGCUUUUUUUUCUUAACUGGUUAUCAAAAUAUCUCAGGGAGAAAUAUCUUGAUUUCUGUGAUCUUUAUGAUAAUUUUGACUUACAAAUAGGGAGUUCAGCAUAUUUAAAAUGCAUUGUGCAGUUGAGUGACAUGGUGUACAUAACCUAGUAUUGACCUUCGGUUUGUGACUGCCUGCAUUAUGAUUAAAUGUGCACCUGUCUUUGCUGUCGGACUUGGAAUCACUUUCUAGGUAAAAACCUUUCAUCUGUACAUUUUGUUUACCAAAGUACUAGCUAAUACGUAGGUUAAAGGAACAGUUCAAGCACUAUAACCACUACAGCACUUUGUGUGUUUUAAAAAUUCAAAUUGUCAAUCUUCUCUUUCUUGGCCGCUUACACUCUCCAUACACUAGAAAAGGAUUAGUAACUCAGUUGUUCUCGUUCUGUGAUCAGUGCAACGAUUAAGGAUUGUAUUUACAACUUAUGCUUUUGGAGCUCUCCAUCAUUUUUCAUAGGAACACUCCCAUAGUACUUACCGACAUUAUUGGUUUACUGAAGGACCAUAAACAGAAGAAAACUAUCGGUUUAAAGGACCACUAUAGUGCCAGGAAAACAAACUCUUUUUCCUGGCACUAUAGUAUUAAUAUGUCCCCCCCCCUCCCGCCGGGCUGAAGGAGGAGGAAGGGGUUAAAAUCUCCCUCGGCGCUGGGGACUCUCCUCUUCCUUCGGUCGUCAUCGGCUGAGCCACGCGCGCAUUCAGUCAGUCCAUAGGAAAGCAUUCUCAAUGCUUUCCUAUGGACGCUGGCGUCUUCUCACUGUGAAAAUAACAGUGAGAAGCGCGGAAGCGCCUCUAGCGGCUGUCAAUGAGACAGCCACUAGAGGCUGGAUUAACCCAUAUGUAAACAUAGCAGGCAGAGUUAAACCUAGAUGGACCUGGCCUAUAGUGGUCCUUUAAAGGACCAUUCUAGGCACCCAGACCACUUCAGCUUAAUGAAGUGGUCUGGGUGCCUGGUCCAGCUAGGGUUAACCCAUUUUUUUUAUAAACAUAGCAGUUUCAGAGAAACUGCUAUGUUUAUAAAUGGGUUAAUCCAGCCCUCAAAUCCUCUAGUGGCUGUCUCAUUGACAGCCGCUAGAGGCGCUUGCGUGAUUCUCACUGUGAAAAUCAGUGAGAACACGCAAGCGUCCAUAGGAAAGCAUUGUAAAUGCUUUCCUAUGACACCGGCUGAAUGCGCACGCAGCUCCUGCCGCGAGGGCGCAUUCAGCCGAAAGGGAGGAGAGGAGGAGGAUCGGAGGCGGAGGGCUCCCUGCCCGGUGCUGGAGAAAGGCAAAACACUGCGCCAAUAAGCAUCGCUGAACGGAGGAGCACUGUGCAGCACUGACCCAGGACCCUCUAGUGGCCGUUUGAUUGACUGUCACUAGAUGUGUUCCUAGGCAGCAGUGUAAACACUACCUUUUCUAAGAAAAGGCAGUGUUUACAUUGAAAAGCCUGUGGGGACAAGCGAUAGACACCAGAACUACAUUAAGCUAUAGUGGUCCUGACUGCAUUUAAGAAUUGCAUUUUUCUCGUUUAAAAUGAAACUUUGUUAGUUGAUUUAUUUAUUUAUUUUUAAACCUGGCUCCUAACGUUUUUAGUUGGCUCCUAUAGUCUAAAAAGUGUGUCAAGCCCUGGGUUCUGUGGCAUUUUUGUGUUACAAACUCCAGAUUGACAGAAGUAAAAGUAUGUAUAAUUAUUUCUAAACAACUAAAUGUACACGUGACUGUUUAACCUUCUUUGCCUGCUCAUUUUCAUUUGUAUUUUGGUUAAAGGAUCACUAUAGUGUCAGGAAAAGCAGUGUUCCUGACACUAUAGUGCUCUGAGGGUGCCCCCACCCUCAGGGUCCCCCUCCCGUGGAGCUUACCUUAAUCUAGCGCAGGGCUACCUUGGCGCUGAUGACCUCUCUUCCCCGUCCGACGUCAAUGGAGCCGAAUGCGCAUGCGCGACAAGUGCCGCGCGCGCAUUCAAAGUGUCCAUAGGAAAGCAUUUCUCAAUGCUUUCCUAUGGACGCUUUGCGCGAUGGAGGCGAAAUUUGCCUCCAGCAUCGCAGAUGCGCCUCUAGUGGCUGUCCAGAAGACAGCCACUAGAGGCUGGAUUAACCCCAAAUGUAAACAUAGCAUUUUAUCUGAAACUGUUAUGUUUACAUGCGAAGGGUUAAAACCUGAGUGACCUGGCUGAAGGGACAUUUAGCUGAAGUGGUCUGGGUGACUAUAGUGUCCCUUUAAUAUAACUGUUUAAGAGGCUUGCAGGUCUUUACGUGAGACUUAAAAAUGUGGGUUGGGGCAAAUGAAAUGCUAGUUGUGUAUUCACUUGAGCAAUUCAAUGAAAAAUGUCUGAAGUAUUAAAAUGGUGAAACAACUGAAAUAACCUUGACAAUUAUAUCUUACAGGUCACCAGGAGAUACUCAUUCAGAUAACCUAGAAAAUAGCCGGAUGUAAGUAAAACUCUUUCGAAAAUGUUUCACUUUACGUAAACCAGCUUGAAAGCAGUUUCCCCCUCCCCCCCCCUCUCUCUCUCCAUAAUGUUUACCAGGUUUCUGACUACUUUUCAUCAAGAUUGCAAUGAUCAUUGAUUAAAUAUUCUUAUUUUUGUAGCAUUGAACAGUAUGCCAUUAGAUAGCUUUGUUCAAUUGAAAUUUAGUAUAGUAAGUGAACAGUACAAUAAAAAUAUGCAUUAUAGAUUCCUAUAGCAGUGAUCGUUACCCACAAACAAUGCAAUGCAAGUCCUACGAGAAUCUCAAGCUGCUUUUAAUAAAGAAUGUGCAUAAGAAUUUCUAGCUCCAUUGCAUCCUUAUUCCAAUUAAAUUUGCAUAAGAAAGAUAUUUAAUCCUUUAUCUGUGUGCUGCACACACUAGUUUAUAGACGUUCCCUCCAUUUAAAACGAGAUAUCCACCAUGUGGAACAUCUUGAGUAACUAAGUAUUGCCUCUAGUACUGACCCAUUAGAAUCUAAAGCUGACCUAUUAUUGAGUAUUAUUUACAUUUAAUCAAAAUUAAAUUUGCUCCUGGAAGUCUAUCCAGCUUGGGGCGGGGGAAGGGGUUCCUGAACCACUUUAUGCAAAUUAAUCCAAGGUACAAAUUACAUCUGUCUAUCCAUUGAUUUUUAUUUUGUAAUUAUGUAUAUUUAGUUUAGCAACUUCUGAGUGCUUUGUUUGUUGUUUUUUUUUUUUUUUUUUUCUUUAACCAUCCAUUCUUAAUUUUUUAAUGUCUUUUCUUCUAUUAUUAAUCAUUUUAGACAACUUUUUAAUGUUUGGUUUAAGUGUGGUAUAAUAUAAAACUAUAUGCUUUUCUGCAUGGGGAACUUGACACAUACAUGAUCUUGAGCUGAAACCUCAUGCAUGCUUUUUGUUUUGCAAAAGUUGGAAAUGAGGAUGUUCCUGGACUGGAUAUUGCAGUGGUGUGGAUGAGGCAUUUUAAAAAGGCACAAAUCAUAGGGAACAAGCAUGUGCUCCUCGAAUGGGUGUAUUUAUAGAACCAUUUGCUGGAUAGUUGCCAUGUUUUGCAUGUCUGGAGACAUUACAAAGUGCCUUUAGAGAGUAGGUUUGCAAUGUGUCUUUAGUGGCUGUUCAUGGUUUUGCUGAGAGCAGUGUAGCAAUCUCUCAACACUAAGAAAAUAAAAUCCUGAUGUAGAGCAGAAUAAUCAUUUUUGGUGUAUAUGGUAUGCAUUUUUAAUGUAUUUGUCAGGUAAACGUCAAUGAAUGACAUAUGCUAGUCGUAGUUUUGCUUCAAUGCUUCCUUUAACUACAUGCAUACUUAGAAAGACAGCGAAAUAUUUUUUUUAUAUAUAUGAAUAUGGGACUGGCUGAAUAUACCGGGUUUGCCACACAAUCCUUGAAUAAUUUAUUAGAAAAUCGGUUUAAAUUAUGUAUUUUAUGUACUAUAUUUGGUUUAUUGCCCGCUGACAUUCUAUGUACAAAACGUUGAUUUAUAAUAAGGCAGUGUUUAAAAAAAAAAAAAAUACAUAUAUAUAUAUAUAUAUAUAUAUAUAUAUAUAUAAAAUAAAAAAGAAGUGCUCAGAAUAUGCAACUCUGUAAAAUUCCAAGUCAGUGUGAAAACAAAUCAAUGAAAGCCAAUUUCCUGAGCAGUGUUUAAACACUGGGAAAUGCGAGGAUGGAAUAAGAAGUAACAUACUUUGUGCACCUGACAAGCAGUACCUACAUAUUAUCAUAGACUGAAAGUGCUUGAUUUAACCCCUUAAGGACACAUCAUGGACAUUUUCCAUCAUAUUGGCCUUUUACUUCUGAAGCUGUGGCCGGAAGGGGGUUAAUAUGAGGUAAUUGUGACUACAAAAUGAUUCAAAGACAAGAAAGAGAUGGGUGUUUUUAAAGUUACACUGCAGCGCUCUGUAGUGAUUAUAGUUCCAGGUGUUCCCUGGCACAGACCCUCCACUUUGUACGUAGUCAAACUGUUUAGAACAGUUUGAUUUCUCACCUGGUGUACACUGGGCUUUGCUCCCUGCCUCGACUACAUCAGACAGAGAGCCAGAAGCUCCCUCUUUGAGCUAAGCCCUGCAGUUCAGGACUUACCUCAUUGCCCGAGAGCAAUCAGCCAGCCCUCUUAAUGAAGUAGCCCUGCACUGCAAGGCUUGGCUCACGAGUAUUAACUAACUGAAGCUCCUACUUACGUGCUUCUUCUCUGCCUUAAGUUGUGGAGGGUGGGUAGUGGCACCCAGUGGAUCCCAGGUAAGAAGUCAAAAACGGUUUACCUACAAACAAGUGGGUGCUAGAACAUUACAUUACAGCAGACUACAGUUGUUAUGGUGCGUGAACUAUUCCUUUAAUGCAACUGCAGUUAAACUGUUACUCUAUUAUUUAGGCUUAAAAACCAGAAAACAGCCAUCUAUUGCUUUCCUUGGGUUCCAUGCCUUAACCAAUAAAAUAAGUUUUUCUUGCACAAAUACAACAUGCAGAAGUGAUUGCACUAAAAUGACCAUUAAAGGAGCAAUAUAGGGUCAUGAACACAAACAUGUAUUCCUGACCCUAUAGUGUUAAACCCUCAAUUUAGAUGGCUUGUUCCCCCUCAGCCCCUUUAAAAGGGAUUAAAACACACCUUGUUUUCAGCGCCGAGCAGGUCCACCAGCGCUGGUCCCACCCUGAUCCGCCUCUUUGAUGACAUCAUCAGAAUUGCAGAUUUUUAAUUUUUUUGGGCCAAUACAAGGCUUUCCCAUAUGGAAAGCAUUGGAUUGGCUAAAAUCACCACGUAGGUGGGAUGGGGGCAUGGCCAAACAGCGUUUUGGCCAAUCAGCACUUCCUCAUAGAGAUGCAUCUCUAUGAGGGAAAUUCAGCGUCCCCAUGCAGAGCGUGGAGACACUGAACGGCAGUGGUGCCUACUGUGCAGCACUGCCCCAGGAAGCAUCUCCAGUGGCCAUGUGAAGAGUGGCCAUUUGGAGGUGUCCCUAGUGGCAAUGUAAACACUUUUCUUUGAAAAGGCAGUGUUUACAUUGCCCCUAGGGACUAGUGAUGUCCCGAACGGUUCGCCGCAGACUCUUCAUUGAGUAAACUUUGACCCCGUACCUCACAGUAAGCAGACACAUUCCAGCCAAUCAGCAGCAGACCCUCCCUCCCAGACCUUCCCACCUCCUGGACAGCUCACUAAGAAUGCAGCUUCACAAUGAAUGUAAAAUGGAUGCUGUCCAGGAGGUGGGAGGGUCUGGGAGGGAGGGUCUUCUGCUGAUUGGCUGGAAUGUGUCUGCUGACUGUGAGGUACAGGGUUAAAGUUUACUCAAUGAUGAAUCCGCGGCGAACCGUUCGGGACAUCACUACUAGGGACACCUCCAAAUGGCCUUUGAAAGGGCAGUGUUUGCAUGAAAAUGUCUGAAGGCAAUGAUUAUACUCACCAGAAUAACUACAUUAAGCUGUAGUUGUUGUGGUGACUAUAGUCUCCCUUUAAGGCCAAAAGAGCAUUGAAUGUUUGAAUGUUCAGAGUAUUGAAUGUUCCACAAGGAACUGUUAAAGGACCACUCCGGGCACCACAACAACUUAAUUAGAAUAAAAUUUAUGCUGCAACGAGAUCCCAGCACAAACUUACCUUUGUGGUUAAAUCUUAAAUGAGCAGCUCUGACCCUCACUUCACCAGGUGCUGCUGGUGAAAAGUUCUGUAUCUUUUUUACUCUAUUUUUGUGAAUAGGGAGUUACUGAUGGGCUGAAAGCGUCAACUGAUCUCAGCCUAUCAGCACUAUCCUGUAUGAGGCUUCCUGAUUGAAACCUUGCACUGAAAUGGAAGUAAAGGGGCCGAGCAGACGGCAGCUGAUUCAAGAUUUUGUGGUGUAACUAUUUAACUGAAAUAAAUCCGGAAAAUAUGUUCCCAAUUUUUUUUUAUUGUAAAUUUGAAUAAUUUAAUACAUAAUUCAAUUUGUUUACAAAUAUUCACCUAGAACCACUCACUAGAAACCCUAUUAUUUGUACCCACUAAAUGUAAAACAUGUAGUAAUACACAGAUUAAAAUCUUAAAGCAAUGUACUGGUGACUCCUCUCUAUCAUGAGCCGUUUCAACAUUUCCAUGUCUUCAUCAAAAUGUCAUUCUGUCAUAAUACGCACUUGGAGAUUUUAUGGUGACAGUCACUUUAAAUUUACCACUGCAUCUGGAUAAUCCAGUAUAUGAAUAUACUGCACAAACAAUGGCAACAUGAUACAUGAAAUUACUUUCAAAUUGGAUUUGUGUCUAAAAUGAAACUAAAAAGUAAAACAAAAUAUUUAGCUUGUGCAGCACUGAAGUUCAGUGUCUCCACAUCCUCCAUGCAGUUGCUAAAUGUUCCUCAUAGAGAAGAAUUGAUUUACUGCAUCUCUAUGGUGCAGCAUUUUGCUGCCCAUGCGCAGUAGCCUCCUAAUGUUUUCUUCUGCGAAAGCUUUGGAUUUACUGAGAUCAUCAAGUUUGCUGCCACCAGGCUAAUGAGAAAUCUAUUAUUUAAUGGCCCCGUAUCAUUUAAUUACACAGGCCUAUUGUGCAUUUUUGCAGUUCCUUAUCACCUGGAGAAAAUGGAAACCAAAUUAUGGUAGGGGCACGCUAAACACCCAAAUUGCAGUGGUUUUAGUCUGUGCUUGCCAUCCCUGGUUAUUGUUCAAACAAUACUUAAGUUCUUUGACAUAAAUGAUGGCUCUCUUCAGCUCACAUAACCUAUCCCUCUGAGGCUGCUCUGGUAAACUCCUACUCUUUUAGGCUAUUGUUACUGCCCAAGAUUAGACCCUUACGUACAAAUGUUGCUUAAAUAGUAUUAGUGUAGCCCUGGUUUGUGCUAUUCCACUCAAAAUGGUGUCAUACAGUGAGCUGAAUUGGUUAUGGUGCUUAGAGUGCCACUUUAAUACCAAUGUUUCAAACUUUCAUUAAACCAUUGCCAGAGAUGAUUUUCGAGAGUACCUUAUGCAUGCACAGCUGACGUUCAUACAAUAUUUCUGCAUGCAAUUUUAUAUUUCCAUGGCAGUUUAAUCCUUUAUUUUACCUUGAUAAUUCAAAAUUCAUCUGCUCUCUAGGGAUGGAUUUCCAUAACAGUUGUGGAAGUUUAGUCAUUAAAUGUUCCAACAACUGUUUUUUGUUCUUUUGUAUGACUUAAAUCAGUAGAAAGUAGUCUGUAGGUAUUGUGUGCGUUUCUAACAAUGUUUAACAAUUUUGAUUAUUGUUUUAUGUAUAUUUUAAUUACACUUGGCAGGUUUCCAAUUGUUUUCUCUUCAUUGGUUUUUGUGGGGAUUGAUUAUUAUGUUGUGAAUUAACAAACACUGAACAAUGGCUUCAAUGAAAUAGGCAAAUGUAUUAGUUUAGCUUUAAGCAUUAAUAUUCUAUUGCUUUGCAUUUAAAGUGUCUGUCACACACACUCACUCCAGCAUGUCAGCUUGCUGAAGUGUUUUGUGUGUCUGGAGUCUGCUAUUUUUAACCGUUUAUAAAAUGCCAAUUUCAGCAAAAAUGUACACUUUUUUUUUUAAUUGGGGGACAGAAAACCCCUCCUUGGCUGUCAAUCAGACUGCCGGGAAAGUUUUCUUCUUCUUCAUCUGUUGGUUCGACUGAGCGAAUGGAAGUAGCAGACACGGCUGGAUUCCCCUCGUCUCAAUAAGCUGUACUAUGUUUCAUUAAGAAGCAUUGAGAAACCUCUCAUUGGUCAAUUACCAACACAGGCUGCAAUUCUGUGCCUGGCAAAGAUGAGAGGGCUUGCAAAAGGCUUCAGAUAUCGCCAAAGAAAACGUGCAUGGAUAAAAUACAUGUAUGUUUUCUUUGGCCGUACAUUUACUACAUUGAAAAAAAUAUCAGUUAAAGGACCACUAUAGUGCCAGGAAAACAUACUCGUUUUCCUGGCACUAUAGUGUUAGGGUGCCCCCACCCUCAGGGUCCCCCUCCCGCCCGGCUCUGGAAGGGGGAAAGGGGUUUAAACUUACCUUUUUCCAGCGCUGGGUGGAGAGCUCUCCUCCUCCUCUCCGCCUCCGUUACGACCCGCCGGCUGAAUGCGCACGCGCGGCAAGAGCUGCGCGCGCUUUCAGCCGGUCUCAUAGGAAAGCAUUUACAAUGCUUUCCUAUGGACGCUGGCGUGCUCUCACUGUGAUUUUCACAGUGAGAAGCACGCAAGCGCCUCUAGUGGCUGUCAAUGAGACAGCCACUAGAGGCUUUGGGGGAAGGCUUAACCCAUUCAUAAUUUAUAGCAGUUUCUCUGAAACUGCUAUAAUUAUGAAAAAAUGAGUUAACCCUAGAAGGACCUGGCACCCAGACCACUUCAUUAAGCUGAAGUGGUCUGGGUGCCUAGAGUGGUCCUUUAAGUGAUCCUUUAAUAUGCAUUCGCUGAUUGCUGUAAUAUCGAUUGCCGUUAUUGAUAAAGUGGAUUUAGAAGCUUGUACACUAAUGCAGUGGCCAUUAUAGCGAGAAUUGUCACUCUAGCUGUAUCAUAUUGACUUUAUUAUCUGGCUCACUGAAACUUUCCAUUAUCUGAAACUGUUCGUGCAUUUACUAUAUAUUUUAAAUAAUUUCAUCAUGUGUUACUGUUUAAAUGCCAAACUAACACUGCUUCACUAACAAUGUGAAUGAGCUUGGUAUAUGAAAGCUGUACUAAUCCACAUGCCUGUUUGAAUGUUUGGUACAGGAAGCGAGCAGCUGCCAAGCAUCUAAUAGAACGCUACUACCACCAGUUAACUGAGGGUUGUGGAAAUGAUACCUGCACGAAUGAGUUUUGUGCUUCCUGUCCUACUUUUCUUCGUAUGGAUAACAAUGCAGCAGCCAUUAAGGCCCUCGAGUUAUAUAAGGUUAACGCAAAACUCUGUGAUCCUCAUCCCUCCAAGAAAGGAACCACCUCAUCCUAUCUAGAAAACAACUCGAAAAGUGCCCAUAACAACUCGUGCACAGAAAGAAAGAUGAACAGGAAAGAAGUACACGGACCGCGUGAUGACUUUAAAGGUAAUACCUACAGAAUGUUUAAAUGCAGCAAUGGACUCCUAGUGUGCUAGGACUCUGGGGGGUAAAACAAAAUUUACAACAAAAAUAAAUUGAAUAUUCUGUCUACAAUAACUGUAUUGGUCAGGUUUCUUUUAUCUUCUCUAUUGAUCUGGGGUGAUUAAAUUUUUAAAUCAGACAAUAUGUAUGUAUGUAUGUGCAUUAUAGAAUGUGCAAUUGUGUCUAUAUCUAGAUAUAGACAGAUUUCUGAUCAGCCUUAAAAUUUCAAAUUCUUUACUUAUUCAAAACCCAUUUACUUGUCACUGCGAAGUUAUCUCUGGAAAUGGACAGGGAUGUAGAACGUGCAGAUAUCAACCCCAUAUAACGUGAAUAUCAUUUUACAAAUCCUUGGAGUUGCAGGAAUGCUGUGCAGUUGGACGUGCACUAUAUAUAUGUAUUUAUAUCUAUGUUGCAGCAAAUGGUAACAAAAACCCAGCAGCUUCUGAUGCUGUUCCUACUUUAAGUGUUUACCAUUUUGAACAGUUUACCACUGUGGCAACACAUAGCCCAUGCACCGGUGGAGGUAUGGCUAAAGCAAAGAUUACACACUUCCUUCUAGACUGAUAUCAGCGAUAAGUGAUGUUGACACUCUCAGCCUACCACAGCCACUCACUACUGCUCAGGCUGUUUCCUCAUUAGCCCAAGUACCAGAGAGGGGUUAGGCUGCUGCUCUGCCUCUAGCUUUAAAAACUUUUAACUUUUACCUCUGAAUAAAAAGGAGCACUGCAGGAAACUCUAGACACUGUAACCUCUUCAAAGAGAUGAAACAUUUUCAGUGUCCUUUUAAAUAAGCAAUAUGAAGGGUAGACAUUGCAAGAGCGUAAGGGAUGAAGAUUUUGUAGUAGGGGAUUUAUGCGUGAAGUAGGGUCAAGUCAAGAGACAUUGAUUCCAUAUCUGAUUGUGUUACUCCCCUGCCACUCAGAGUUGUGACUCUGGGUUGCUUGUCUUUUAUUUCUGCCCAGCUGUAUGUGUAUAGAAAUAGGAGAGAAGAAACAUAUUUGCAGGUCUCUCCCAUAAAGCCAUCGUAUCUUGUCAGAAGGCUGGUUGUUCUCCCUUCACCAUUCUUCAUUUACCAUGUGUAGAGUGAGUCACCACUCAGAGGCAGGCUUGGCCAUAGUGGUGAAAGGGAGUAUAUAUGAAGGAGGGGGGCUUAAAUGGUUACUCCAAUCACCAUGAUCACUUCAGUGUUUUGAAGUGGUUAUGAUUGUAGAAGUCAUUCUGCUUGAAGCACUGACAAUAAAGUUAUUUCCACUUGUGUGCUGGGGCUAGUUACACCCCCAUCCCCAACACUCGUGAUUUUGCUCCGGGCUGUCAGAAGGCGUUUCUGUGCAUUAAAUACAUCCGUUGUCUGACAGCACACUUACAGUGAAUGUAUUGAGCUUCCUGCAAGGGAAACAGUUUUUCUCCCCUCCCUCCUAGAGUUGAGCCUCCGCCGCUUCCCUAUAAAAUCGAUACUGCUAUUUUUUUAUUUUUUUUAAAUUAAAUAAAUUCCCCACUCCCUCUCACCUCAGUGGCACAUAUUGCUGGUGAAAUAGUCCAAUCACAGCCUUCUUUAUGAAAAGCUUGUGAUUGCACUGUGUGAAACCCUAACUGAUGUCAGGAAGGAACGUAGAUUCCUGGCUAGUAAAUUAUUAUUAAUAAUUUAUUUAUUUUUUUACCGGUUCAUAGCAUAGUGGUUGGGUCUACUUAACCCCUUAAGGACGGCGGGCGUUCUAUGCCGUCCUUAAGGAACCGUCUCUAAACGCCGGAGGGCGGCAUAGAACGCCCAAACCGUCCUUUGUACUUACCCGGUGGCCGGCGAUGGCGAUAUGGGGACUUACCUGGGAGUCCCAAUCCAUCCUCUUCGCCCGCUGAAUACAAAUAUUAGUGUUUCAAAACAGUAACAUGUGUUACGACGAUAUUGUCAGUGAAAGUGACAUUUUUUGCAUUUUUCACACCCAAAUGGCACUUACACGGACAAUAUAAUUGUUGUGAUACGUUUUACGGUUUUGAAACACUAAUAUUUGUGUUCAGCGAAGUCUCCUGAGUAUAACAGUACCCCUCAUGUACAUGUUUUAUGGUGUUUUCAAAAGGUAGAGAGUAAAAUAUAAGGCUUGCAUUUCAGUUUUUUCACAUUGAACUUCGCCAGAUUGGUUACGUUGCCUUUGAGACUGUACGGUAGCCCAGGAAUUAGAAUUACCCAAAAGUAGACAACCCAAGGUAUUGCAAAUGGGGUAUGUCCAGUCUUUUUUUAGUAGCCACUUAGUCACAAACACUAGCCAAAAUUGACUUUCAAAUCAGUUUUUUGCAUUUUCAAAUAUUAACACUAACUUUCUAUAUAAAAUGUAACAUGCUAUAUUUGACCCUGUAACUUUCCAAAACACCAUAAAACCUGUACUUAGGGGGUACUGUUUUACACGUGAGACAUCCCUGAAUACAAAUAUGUGUAUUUUAUUGCAGUAAAAUCAAACAGUAUUAUGACAUUCACAGUUAGAAUGUCACGUAGAACUAAACAUUUUUAAAAAUUCUUAUUUUCUCCCAUUUUUUAAAUAUUUUAUUCAUAUUAAAUUAUGUUUUAUACCUAAAUAUUUGAUGUUAAAUGAAAGCCCUGUUUCCCCUGAAUAAAAUAAUAUAUAAUGAGUGUGGGUGCAUAUAAUAUGAAAGAGGCGAAUAACGCCUGAACAGACAUAUAGCGCAAAUUCAAGUUUUUGUUUACAUUUUGUUUUGAUCACAACAUGUACAUUUGGCUCAGUCCUUAAGGGGUUAAUAGUGCCCAAUAGCACAUUUUAUAUAGAAAAAGGUCCACCCCCUUCCAAAAAAUAAAAUAAAGGGGGGUUGGAGUAACACUUUAAGAGGGCAGUGUUGAAAACCAAUCAUCUUCAUCUGUUAUUUUUUCUGCUGCUUACGAAUAACUAAUAAUAACGAAUAAUACUUACUUUCAUCUUUCUCAGAACAUCAUUUCACUUAUAUUUUUGUUUCUUGUAACUUAUGAAUUGUCCAGUGAUUCAUGUGCUUUUUUGGGUGUGUCUAAGUUUGUUGUGUUUUAGAAUUUAAAGAAACACUAUAAGCAUCAUAACUAAUUUAGCUGCAUAGAGUGGUUUUGGUGUAUAGAUCAUGCCCUGCAGUCUAACUGCUCAAUUCUCUGCCAUUUCAGAUCUAAAUCACUUUGUUUAUGGAGCCCUAGUCACGACUUCCCUGCUUGUGACCUACACAGUCUCCCUACACAUUUACUGUGAAGAUAGAUCUAAUGUUUAAUUGUCCUUUAUUGCACAGUGUGUUUAAUUUAGAAUUUCUUAUAUCCUGCUUUGUUAAUAGCCUGCUAUAGUCUGCAGGAUUCUCCUGUGCGUUUGAUUAAUGUUCAAUUAACAUAGCAAGAGUUACAAAUUUCUAAAGUAAAUACACUGCACUGACUGAAUAUUAAAACUUUUUUGUUGUGUGUGAUGUUUGAGUGUGUGGCUAAGACGGCAUAAACAGAAAAAAACAUGAUAUAACUCCUAAAUGUCAGAGAAUUGAGCAAUUGAUAUAAUCUAAAAACAAGGUGGAUUGAUUUGUUUGUUGUUUUUUUUUUUACAGUGUACAAAAAAUGUUUGUUUAAUGUAUGUAUGCUAGUAUUUUUCUUUUUCUGUGUUCCAGAUGUGGCUUUCUUAUCAGAAGAAAAGGUGUAUGAAAUCCUUGAAUUAUGUAGAGAAAAAGAGGACUACUCUCCUCUUAUUCGAGUAAUUGGUAGAGUUUUUUCCAGUGCCGAAGCCUUAGUUCAGAGCUUCCGAAAAGCUAAACAGCAUACAAAAGAAGAACUAAAAUCCUUGCAAGAAAAGGAUGAAGAUAAGGAUGAAGAUGAGAAAGAGAAAGCUGCCUCAUCUGCUGCUGCUAUGGAAGAAGAUUCUGCCGCAUCGUCCUCAAGGUUAAGUGACAAUGCACAAGGAGAUAACAACAUUCAUAAAUUAGGUCCAGAAGAAGUGUCACUAGAUAUUGAAGCAGUUAGACGGGUCUACCACAGGUUACUUUCUAAUGAGAAAAUAGAAUCUGCUUUUCUUAAUGCACUUGUGUACCUUUCUCCCAAUGUGGAAUGUGACUUAACUUAUCAUAACGUUUAUUCUCGAGAUCCCAACUAUCUCAAUUUAUUCAUAAUUGUGAUGGAGAAUGGUAAUCUCCAUAGCCCAGAAUACCUGGAAAUGGCUCUACCAUUGUUCUGCAAAGCAAUGAGUAAAUUGCCCCUGGCAGCACAGGCAAAGUUGAUCAGACUCUGGUCAAAGUACAGUGCUGAUCAGAUUCGACGAAUGAUGGAAACGUUUCAACAACUGAUCACAUACAAGGUUAUAAGUAAUGAGUUUAACAGUCGCAAUCUAGUUAAUGAUGAUGAUGCUAUUGUUGCCGCAUCAAAAUGCUUGAAAAUGGUUUACUAUGCAAACGUUGUGGGGGGAGAGAUUGAAACCGAUCACAAUGAAGAUGAAGACGAGGAGCCCAUCCCUGAAUCCAGUGAACUAACCCUUCAAGAACUUCUAGGGGAAGAACGAAGAAAUAAAAAAGGCCCUAGAGUAGACCCUAUUGAAACGGAGUUGGGUGUUAAAACUAUUGAUUGCAGAAAACCGCUCAUCCCUUUUGAGGAAUUUGUUAAUGAACCAUUAAAUGAUGUUCUUGAAAUGGACAAAGACUAUACGUUCUUUAAAGUGGAAACUGAAAAUAAAUUCUCCUUUAUGACCUGCCCUUUUAUCCUGAAUGCAGUAACAAAGAAUCUGGGUUUAUACUAUGAUAACCGAAUCCGCAUGUACAGUGAGCGUCGAAUCACUGUGCUCUACAGUCUAGUGCAAGGACAGCAACUUAAUCCUUACUUGAGGCUCAAAGUCCGGCGGGAUCACAUAAUUGAUGAUGCACUUGUUAGGGUAAGUUAAAAAAAAGUUUACUAUUUAUUUACCUCUAAUUCUUCCUAUUUACCAUUACACCUAAUUUCAUGUAAGAAUUAUUCCUGGAUAGCUCCAAUUCAAUGUGCAUUGUAUACUAAGAUAGGAUCCACACACUUUCAAUUGUUAAAGUUAACGCUACAAAAUGUAAAAAUAAUAAAUUAUUGAAUUGUUUGUGAAAGGCUUUUGUAUUUAAAGAAGAUUUAAACAUUGUAUGUCACUGACCCUAUAUUGAGAGACUUUAUUUUGUCAAUAACUAUCAAUAAUAGGCUAAUUCCUAGCAGGUAUAUAUCUCUUCACCACCAAAUAGCUGAAGCCAUGCUAGUGAUGUUUUAGGCAGAUGGAAUCAAAUUAUACUGACACUUUCUCUUAAUUCCAGCACCUGUUUGACUUGUGGGUUGUUUUUUCUGCCUAGGCAAUAGAACCAAAAGUUCUUUACUAAUGUUUAUCCUUCCAUUCGAACAGAAUCAGACCUGUUUGCCAUGCCUCAUGUACUGACUGUUCUAAAUAUGUUUACAAGCCCUCAUAAUGACAGAACCAAGAAAUUCUCAUGCCAAAAUUCCAGUCAAAGGAAAUGUAGAAAAGACACUCGCUUGGUUGAUCUGUUUCUGGAGAUUGGCUUCUGCCCCAGAUAUUUAGCAUUAAAUUUAAAAUAAAGUUGUUCCACUCUCAAGGUUUAAUGGUGGCUACUGUGGUAGUGAACAUUGCUGGGUCCACCUGUUGAGACUUGGUUAAAAAAAAACUUUACUUACCAUGAAUGCUUAACAACUUUUUUUUUAAAGCCAAAUUUCCAAUGGGAGAAAAGCUGGGAUCGCUUUUUUCUCUGAAAAAUAUCUACAAGAGACAGCUGGUUGCUGAGUCAGCAUUACAAAAUCUAGUUUUUCAAGCCCCCCUCUGCAAAGUUUUUAAUUUCUUCUGUUUGAUUCAUGAAUCUUCAAGUUAUUCUAACAAGAUGGUCUCAAUCAAUUUAUGAAAGCUCCCUGUGAAAAGGCAGCAAAAGAUGUAGCUCAAAUUUUUCCAAUAAAAAUAAAAACUAAUUACUUAUUUUGACUGACACAGAUUUAACACUGUAAGUAAAUAUACUAAAAAGAGAGAUUCUCAUGAACACAAUAUCUUUUGUAUUUUAAAUUCUCAGGAAAGACAACACGUUGCUUCCAGAGAUCUCAUAGGUGCUUUUGCGCAUUCACAUCUGUCCUUCAUAAGGGAAAUCCUUGCAUCUGGCUUUGUUAGUUAAAGGAAAAGUCAAGAACAUUCCAUUUUUAUACUUGCCUUUUGGGCUCAGCAGAAGAAGUAAAAAUCAGCACUUAUUUAUUUGGAGUGCCCUAUCCCCAUACUUGCAUGGCACUAACUUUUGGACUGUCAUUGCUACCCUGAAUCUUCACAAAGAUCUUGAAAUUGUUGGCAGCAAAUCUAAGCAUACAGGUGAUCCAUGUAGUUCCCUACCUUCCUUGGUGACUGACUUAUGAAAGUCAUCUCCAGCUUUCCUCUGAUUUCACCAACCUUGAAUUUUGUGAAACAAGCAAAGAUCAUGAAGUUUAAUAUUUUCCAAUAUGCUUUUUAAGAACAGCAAUGCAGGUCCCACGGCUUUUGACAACAUCUCUGGUUUGCUUCUGUGCAGGAAGUGAAGCAGGAAAGACCCAAACAAAUGCUUUCAAAAGCCCUAGAACCUUCAUUGCUAUACUUAAAAAGCAUACUGGAACAUUCUGAGAGAAAGACAAAUAAGAUUUCUUGAUCUUUGUUUCAGAACACUGUCUGACCUAAGGUGCAUGUAUAUCACUGAAGGAUCCUGCCAUCUAAUAAAUGCAGUGAUUUAUUAUUUUUUUCUCUCCUUUUUUAUUUUUAAUAUACUUAAUUUAAAAUAUAUAUAUAUAUAUAUAUAUAUUCCUUUCAAAAACUGAUGAUUAUUAUCUUAAUUAUGAGGUGAAAUUGUCUGGUUUUAAGCUCAGUUGGACUGAUUCCUCGGGAAGAUCACGGUGGAUGGGACCCUCUGUUACUGCAACCCUAUGCUUUUUGCACAGGAGGUCCUGGUUUACUAAUCUUCUCAGACUGUCCAAGGGCAUUUGCUAGAGAUUUCCUAUUCUACCAGAGGUUCUCCUCAAUCCAAACUCAGUGCAAUGCCAGUGAGCUUGCAUAUCUGUAUCAUCCAUGUGGUUGAGGAGAUUCAUCAAUGUAGAUAUAGGAGACUAGAUAUCUUUUAGAAUAUAUUAUUACUAUAGAUAGUGUGGCCUUGGAAUUUAAUUUAUUCAGAAUUUCAUUUUUUGUGAGGUGAUGUUUUACAUUUACAAUCUCUUUCUUCAGCUAGAAAUGAUUGCCAUGGAAAACCCUGCUGAUCUGAAAAAGCAAUUGUAUGUGGAAUUUGAGGGAGAACAAGGAGUAGACGAAGGAGGUGUUUCUAAAGAAUUUUUCCAACUUGUUGUAGAAGAAAUUUUUAACCCUGACAUUGGUAAGCAUUGACAUCAUUGUGUGACAUACAUGCGCUUUAUUCACCUCUAUGGCAACAUAUGCUGUUUUUUGUAUGUAAUUCACUUUUUGAGAUCAUAAUUUUUGUUGGGCAUUAAAUCACUAACAUACUUUUAUAUCUGACUGCGCAAAGUGGGUAGGUCACCUAAAACUUUCUUUUCUCCUAUUGUUUCCUCUUAUCUUCCUCUUUCCCAAUCUGUUCUUAUUUUCUGAUCUAUUUCUUAAAACAUAAGACCAUGUAUUUUUCCUACGCUUAACAAAUGUGACAAAUUGGUGGAGCUUAAAGGGAUACUAUAGUGCCAGGAAUACAAAGCUGUAUCCCUGGCACUAUCGCUCCCCCCUCCCUCUCUUGGGAUAAAAUCUGACGCUGGAUGUCCUCCUGCAGAACAUGAGGACGUCCAGCGUCAGAUACGAGACCAAAGGUCCGUUUUGACCCAGGAAGCGCCCACAGUGGCUGUUUGGUAGACAGCCACUUGGGGCAGACUUAGAGCUGCAAUGUAAACAUUUUCUCUGGAACUGCAAUGUUUUACAUUGCAGCACCUAGUGCAAAAGGUACACUGCACCCAGACCACUUCAAUAAGCUGAAGUGGUCUGGGUGCCUGUAGUGUCCCUUUAACCAAGCUCCACUUCUUUUGUCACAAAAAUUUCUUCCACAUUACUCACCUUUCUGUCCUUUCUCCUUGGCCUUGCAAGACCUUUGUGCGUCAUUUCUACUAAUAGGAGACUUCAGCUAUUCAUCCAAAAGAUGAAUGAACGAUUACAAAUUACAACGAAUGAAACUUGCUGGACAAAAUUUCUUUGGUUUAUUAAUUUUAUUUACAAGGAGGGAGCUACCAGCUCACAGCUCCUUCAUUGUAAUAUUUAAAAGGGACACUAUAGUCACCUACACAACUACAGCUUAUUAGUCCCUUCAGCCUUUUUGUAGGAAACACAGUCUUUUCAGAGAAAAGGCAGUGUUUACAUUACAGCCUUGAAAUGCUUCCACUGGCCGUCCUCGGAUGCUCACUGUACAGCACUGUCAUUCAGUGUUUCCACUCUCUGUAUGGAGACACUGAACUUUCCUCAUAGAGAUCAGAUUGGAAUAAGGGUAAGAUUUUACUUUGCGCGGUGGAGGGUUCCUAAAUUCCUCAAAGCCCCUCUCACCCUUGGCCUAUGGGUAUACUAUGACCCCCAUAUUAGUUAAGGGAGGUAAAAUCUUCUCUCCUGCCCCUACCUUCCAAGCUGCGAUUAGGGGCAUGUCUGUUAAACAGCGAGCAGCCAGUGAAAAACUCUUUCAUCAGAAAAGGUUAGCGACUAUAAAGCGGGACCUAGCAUUGAUCCCACAAUGCCCCACGGUGGGGAACAUAAUAAAAUAACUAACUUGAGGAAACAUUUUCAGAAAAAGUAUGAUUCUAAAAUCUGAUGCGAACAAUGCUGUAUUUUUAUCCUUGUAAUAAGGAUAAGCCUGGUUAAAGCAGCACUGUCAUGUCGAACUUACCUUUUCCCAAUCGAUUCCUCUUCUCUCCCUCUGUUAGGAUCAGUUCUUAAUUUCUUCCUGUCUGUCCUAAUUUUCUUUAAAACUUAAGACAAAGUAGGGGCUAUUUUGUCUUAUGGAGGUUUCCUACGCCAGACCAGCGGUGGAGCAAAGUGUGCUCCGUUUCCUGUUGUCAGAGAAAUUUUCCCACAAUUCUUACCAUUCCUCCGUGAUUUUGCAAUGCUUCCUGUCCGUAUUACCAAAUGUCCUGUCAUUUAGACAGGACGCUGGCGAAACUACCAAAUUUCGUCCUAACAAUGAGCACAGUGUGUUCAUUCAUGUUAGGAAGCAAUUCAGGACUUUGUUUGGAUCGGAAUUUCAUUUGAAUGAAUUAAAUUCUGAUACGAUUGGUGCCGGGGCUGCAUCUUGCAGCCGCUUUGUAGAUAGCUCCCUUAUACAGUGGGAAUGAGUGAGUUAUCUACAAAGUGAGGCUUCGUGAAAUUGCUUUCAGCCAUUUCACGAAUACUAAGUAAAUAUUUAUACGUAUUACUUGGCCGAAAUUCUGCCACCUAUCAGUACUCACUGUUGUAAAAGCAAAAAUAAAUCUUGAGGACCCUACCGGGCUCGCUGUGCGCGUGCAAGUAGAAGGGCUAAUGUAAACUGAAGAGGACCCACGCAUUCCCUCCAUGGCUGGCUGGUGGGGGGCCUUAAUGAAGCCAGGGGGGGCCCUAUACUUCACCUGUACAGGGAGAGCGUGGUAGGUCUUUAAAAUGUCUUUGUGUAGGGGGUAGGUGACUAGGGGCGAGGUCUUUGGCCGGUCACCCAGCCAAUGGCUGCUCACUGUUUAUGGAAAAACAUACACUACUCACAGCAUAAUAGCAAAAAGGCAGGGGCAUUGAGGACUUUGACUGUCUUCCUUAUGCUAUUAUGGGGGUCAUUUUGACUGGUAGAAGGGAAGGGAACAUGGGGGCUUAGCAAGUGGCAGGGAGCACUGCUUCCUGCAAAGCGUCUAUUCACACAUAUUACAAGGGAGGGAGGGAGCUGUCUUGCUUGAGGUCUUAGUUCAUUGGUUUGGGGAAAUUUCUGGCUAGGCAUUACGUCUUUUCUGAUGUGUUCAUCUUCAUCUACCCACACCAAAAAUAAAAGAUUAAAAAUAAGUAAUGGCCAGGGGACCUAUGGACAUUUAAGGGGGUGACUAAUUAAGACAAUUAGAUGAAGUGGAGUCGAGGGAGGGUUUUUUUUUUUUUUUAAAAGGGGAUUAGAGCCAUGACAGUGCAGCUUCAAUUUAAUUACUUCAUAGCUUUAUGUGAAGCUUAUGGCGUUUUAUAGAAAAUGGCCACACACAUGCUUUAUUGUAUAUUUCUCAUAAGUAAUAAAAUCAAGACUUUUAUAUGCAGUAAUAAACGCUGCAUACUUAUAAACUAGAUGGUAGAUACGGCAAAUUAAGCUUGUCUAUGUUAAGCUACACUAAGGUUUAAGACAAAUUGUAUAAUAGGGGCUUGUUGAUCACAGAUUUCACACUAAGCAAACUGCUUUUAUAUACCUAGAUUUAAAGGAUUAAACCAAACCAACUACUUAAAGCUAAUUUUAAAAUAACUACACAAAAACCCCAAGGAGAUCUUUAAAGGAACACUGGUUACCUAAACAACUUUAGCUUAAUGAAGCAGUUUUCGUGUAUAGAUCAUGCUCCUUAAGUUUUACUGCUCAAUUCUCUGACAUUUAGGAGCUAAAUCAUGUUGUUUCUGUUUGUGAAGCCCUUGUCACACCUCCCCUGACUCUGACACAGCCUGCAUGAAAAAAUAAACUGGUUUCACUUUCAAACGUAAUUUACCUUAAACAAUUGUAUCUCUUUCUCUAUAAAUUGAACUUCAAUCACAUACAGGAGGCUCUUGCAGGGUCUAGCAGGCUAUUAACAUAGGGGAUAAGAAAAUCUAAAUUAAACAGAACUUGCAAUAAAGGAAGGAUAAACUGUAGAUGACUCUUUACAGGAAGUAUUUAGGAAGGCUGUGCAAGUCACAUGCAGGGAGGUGUGACUAGGGUUCAUAAACAAAGGGAUUUAACUCCUAAAUGCCAGAUAAUUGUGCAGUGAGACUGCAGGGGCAUGAUCUAUACACCAUAACUGCUUCAUUAAGCUAACGUUGUUUUGGUUACUAUAGUGUCCAUUUAAUAUACAAGUAAGCAACUAUAUUCUUUUGUGUCUUUAAAUUAAUCGUAGUGUGUACAAAGCAACUAUAUUUCAUUAAUCAUGCAGUCAUAUAAUGUCCUCUAUCUUUACCUGUCUAUAAUAAUCUAAAGAGGUCAAGAGUGCAUUUUGUUUCUGGCCAAAUCAUGAUUCGAUCGGAAUUGGUUUUUCAGUCAAAUAACUAAACAGUCCAUUUACAAAGGAACCAAAAUGGCCAGUGGCCAAGCCAUUUUAGUUGCUUUACGUUUCCAAUUUCAUUAUAUGCCCACCAGCAGGCUAAUGGUUGCAGAAAACCAUCGGGGUUAAUCAUGUGGCGGGUGGCACCCACUUGCUAACACACCACCAUUUUAGCAUUUUUAACCCCUUAAGGACCGAGGAUGGUUCAGGACCGUCAUCGGCAUUUUCCCAUUGCCGACCUAUGACGGUCCUGAACCGUCCUAACGGUCCUAGUUACUUACCGGAUCGCUGUCGUUCCCCCGGCGCCGAUCAGUGUUGCUCCACACUGGAUUAGGACCCCUGUGGCCAUGGGAUCGCUCAACAUAGCGGUCACAAUAGGUGUCCAUGUGUCUGCCUGCAGGGGGCCUGUCUGUGCUGACAGGCAGUCUCCCUGCUAGUGUAAAAUCAUUAAAAAAAAAUAAAGUUAAUGUUAAUUUUAAAAAAAAAAUAAUUAUAUAUGUGUAUAUAAAUGAUAUAUAGACAUAUAUUAUAUUUAUAUAAUAUGUCUAUAUAUAUAUAUAUAUAUAUAUAUAUAUAUAUAUAUAUAUAUAAUGUCAUACUAAGUGUAUUUUUAUAUUAAUAUGUACAUAUAUUAAUAUAAAAAUAUACUUAUAAUUAAAGUACACCCGUGUGUGUGUGUGUGUGUAUAUGUAUGUAUGUGUGUGUGUAUAUAUAUAUUUUAUAAUGCAUAUAUAUAUAUAUUAUAAAAUAUAAAUAAGUAAUUUAAAUUAAAAAAUUAAAAAAAAAUUUAAAUUCUAUAUCUAUAUGAAAUUUUAUUCUAACUGUAUUUUAAAAUUAUAUAGUUAUAUCAAAAUACACUUAGAAUGAAUUUGUAUAUAUAUCUAUGUAUAUAUAAAUAAAAAUAAUACGAAAUAUACAUAUGUCCAUAUACAAAAUUACAUAAAUAAUUAUAUCAAUAUACACGUAGACUUCAAAUAUAUAAAUAUGCAUAUAUAUUUAAAUUCUAUGUGCGUAUUUAUGUAAUAUUUUUACAUAAUUAAGUAAUUUUAUUGAUUGCAAUUUGAGGGACCUGCCUGCCAACCCAGGCCCAAAUUCCAGAGAAUUUAAUUUGCUAGCACUGUAUUUUACCCUGUAACGUUCUACGACACCCUAAAACCUGUACAUGGCGGGUACUGUUUUACUCGGGAGACUUCGCUGAACACAAAUAUUAGUGAUUCAAAACAGUAAAACAUAUCACAGCGAUGAUAUUGUCAGUGAAAGUUACUUUUUUUGCAUUUUUCACACACAAACAGCACUUUUACUAAUGAUAUAAUUGUUGUAAUACGUUUCCCAGUUUUUAAACACUAAUAUUUGUGUUCAGCGAUGUCUCCCGAGUAAAACAGUACCCCCAAUGUACAGGUUUUAUAGCAUUUUUGAAAGGUCCAGGGUCAAAUAUUUUUACAUUGAAAAUGGCCAGGUUGGUUAAGUUGCCUUUGAGAGCGUAUGGUACCCCAGGAAUGAGAAUUACUCCCAUGAUGGCAUACCAUUUGCAAAAGACAACCCAAGGUAUUGCAAAUGGGGUAUGUCCAGUCUUUUUUAGUAACCACUUAGUCACAAACACUGGCCAAAAUUAGCGUUCAAUUUAGUUUUUUAACUUUUUUCACACACAAACAAAUAUGAAUGCUUACUUUGGCCAGUGUUUUCGACUAAUUAGCUACUAAAAAAGACUGGACAUACACCAUAUUGAAUACCCUGGGUUGUCUACUUUAAAAAAAAAUAUGUACAUGUGGGGUGUUAUUCAGAAAUUUAUGACAGAUAAUAGUGUUACAAUGUCACUAUUGAUAAAUUUUAAAAAUGUAUGUUUUGAAACCGCAAUAUCCUACUUGUACCUAUUGCUCUAUAACAUGCAAAAAAAAAAGCACGUAAACACUGGGUUAUUUGAAACUCAGGACAACAUUUUGAAUCUAUUUAGCAGUUUUUUUAAUUCGCUUUUGUAGAUGAGUAAAAGAUUUUUCAAGUAAAAGUCAAAAAACAUGUAUUUUUUUUUUUUCAAAUUUUCAUCAUAUUUUUUUUAUUUUUUUUAAAUUAAAAUACAUGAGAUUAUAUAAAUGAUGGUAUGUAAAGAAAGCCCUCUUUGUCCUGAAAAAAACAAUAUAUAAUUUGGAUGGAAACAGUAAAUGAGAGAGCGGAAAAUUACAGCUAAACACAAACACCACAAAAGUGUAAAAAGAGGCCUGGUCGCAAAUGUACAACAUCGCAAAAACAGUCCGGUCCUUAAGGGGUUAAUAAACAUUUUGAAUUUUUUUUUUUUUUUUGACAUGCCCCUAGUCACCAUGCCACAUUUUGGGUUAUUUCUAUUACGCGGUAAGCAGCCAGUGACUGCUAACUGUAAUUAAAAACUGGAUAUUGCUGCCCAGUCUCUAAUAAAAUACAGAGGUGACCUGGCAGAGAGCAGAUGGGUGCUAUUUAAUAAUCAAUGGAAGGACAUGCUAUAGAUCACCCCCCACACAUGUACCUCAUGUGGAGGGUAUUUAAUAUCCAACUGCUGCCAACCCCUAAUAAGUAAAAUAAAAUCCAUCUACCCCUUCACUCUAAAAACAGUGAGGGGUGGCCCCAUACAUCUAAUAUCUUUAAAAAUGCAUCUAAUACCUGUUAAAUAAAAUGUAAUACUUACCAUCAGACACUUUUUUUUUUAUUUUGAUUACAUUUUCUUACUUUUCCUCAGCUCUCAAAAAUACCUAAUAAAACUCCUUAAUAAUGAUGUGACUACUAAAAAUUAAGGCCCAAUUAGCAAAAAAAAAAGUAGAAUUUUGUUAUGUGUAAGCCAACAAAUCAAAGCUUUCUGACUUAGCUUGCAUAUUGUGGACUGGUCCUUUGCUUGCAAGUUUAUUUUUUUAUUUUUAUACGUCGUUGUCACGGCAAAGGUGUAUAAUUUAUUAUUACACUAUGGAAUAUCAUCUUUUAAUGUAAUUUGUGUAGUAAAUAGCACAAAUUACAGAGAUGCUAUUGCUGAGGUCAACAGGGGUUACAUCUUUUGAAGCUGGGACCCCCACAGAGGUUAGAUGACAGAAGGGGUAGUGUGAAUUGAAUAGCAAUGUGAAAAGGAUUUUACUAUAUGGAUGUGAAGUAAUCAAUGAUCUGCAAGGUGUGAGGUUCUACACUUGGAAAAAGUCUGAAUGUCUCUUCAUCCAUUUGGCAUGUACCUUGUAAAGGAUAGUUCAAUCAUUUGAAAUGGUAAUGGGAUUCGUUUCAUGAAGAUCCUUGUGUUCCAGUAUCUUAUCCAAGUGAAACAUUCAUACUUAUCCACAGGUUAAUAAUUAAGCCUCAUUUUUAUUAUAUUUGGAAUGGGACAAGCCCAAUCUUUUAAUUAAGCCCAAACAUGAGUUGCACAACUUAAACCGUGUGGCAGGACUUGUGAUGUCCAUCCUAUUGGAUCGUGGGGGGGCGUGCAACAUGUCUUUGGAAUGGGAAAACAAUAACAAAUUCAUAGAGGCAAUUAUUAUUUCUGUGGCAAGUACAGUAGAGGAGAUAAAACCAAGUUUAUAUGUGGCUUUUGGUUUCUGGAACAAAGGAGGUGGUCACCUAGUAUCCCUGUUGCUCCACCCCUGGUCACAGGAUAUAUCUCCUGUGAUUCUGAAGGGUGUUUGUGUACUUGCUUGGGGCCAAGAUCUAAUUUUGAGUGAGUCACCAUCUUUCCUUGCCAGAGACCCCCUGGACAGAAGUUGUACUUUGAAAACCUAAGUGAGUUUCUGUAUUUUAUCCUUUUUGUUUUUAUCUGUUGUUGGUGUAAAUAAUUUGUUUAUCAUAUAUUGUUAUAUGCACUGUGAUUCAUUUUUGCUCAUAAUAAACAUUCAUUUAUUAAGUUCUGCCUUUGUCUGGUUAAGAAUCACGUUACCUGAAGAGAUUAGCUAGUAUUUUUGUAAUUCCUUGAAUAUUGUACUAAGUAAUAUUUGGUGGGUUUUAUUGUUGAUUUACCUGGGGGAUCAAGGCACCCCAUUUAUAAAUUGUCUUGGUGGUGGCAGUGUUAAAAUAGUAAUAGUUAUAUUAUUAUGUUUAAGUGUGGGUGGUGUUAAAGGGGGAUUUUGUCAUUAUUUCCGGUCUAGUGCAGACAAAUAGUGAACUUUAACCCUUUCACAACCACAACUACGUCACACGCACUCUUGGAGUAGGGUGUGUUCGUGACAGUCGUGAUUUUUUUUAUUUUUUUGCUGUGUGCUUUUGUUUCUUAGAGGUGGGUGUUGUUUGCUAAUAGGGUAUUUUUAAUCGAAGCAUUGGUUAUUAGAUUUUUAUUUGGCCUUUGUACGGCUGAAAAAAGAUUUAAGAAAAAAAGGCAUCUAAAUGGACGUGUGUAUAAUACAUAUUUAUUUACAAGUAUUACAGAUUAUUUAAACCCCUGCUCACUAUUGGUAGGGUGAGGAUGGAAGUAGAAUAAUUAUGUUUUUAUGGUGGGGAUUGGGGUGUAACUAGGGGCUUUAGGACCCCAUGCCACAUGGAGGAUACUUACAGGGUUGGUACCCGGGCACACUUUUGGGUGAUGGGCAAUGGCGAGUCCCAUCCCCAUACACACAUUGUCCUUAAUAUCCUCACACCUUAAGCUCAUUAGCAUAUAUACUCCGAUUUAUUAGGGGGAACAAUAGCAUGUCCAACCCCCUUAUUAAAACUAACAAAGGCCCACCUUCUGGCCAUGGGUAGAGUCUGGGAGUGGAACAGAACACUAUAGUGUGUGUCCACCACAUUUAAUGAAUAACCGCCACCCAUGGGUGGGAUCUGGGGAGACACCAGGAUAUCGGCCCCCAGUUUUCUUUUUAUUACCUAGGGCCCUCAUCGGGUCACUGAUUGCUUACUAUUUAGUAUACAUGCCCCCAUAUUGUAAACCUUAUACCACUUUAACCUACUAGGUACGUCCGACAAAAAUGGUCCUUAAAGACGUCUGCGGCAAAUCUAUUAACAAAUCUAUUACUUACCUGAUUGCCGGCGGGGGUGUUGCUCCCAGUCUGGGGGGACUGCCUGACAGCCUGGAAAUUACGCCCCCCGCGGGCCACAUGACUGCAAUAGGAGUCCAUAGUGCUGCCUGCAGGAGAACUGCCUGAACUGACACGCAGUCUCCUUGCACCAGUAAAAUAAAACAUUUUUUAAUGAAUAAAAAUAUAUAAUUAUAUUUGUAUAAAUAUGACAUAUAUACAAAUAUAAUAUUUAUUUAUAACGUCAUACUAAGUGAAUUUUUAAAUUAAUAUAUACAUAUAUUAAUAUAAAAAUACACUUAGAGUAAAAUUACACACACGUGUGUGUGUGUGUGUGUGUGUGUGUGUGUGUGUGUAUAUAUAUAUAUAUAUAUAUAUAUAUAUAAUAUAACUAUAUAUUAUGUGUAUAUAUAUAUAUUUAUAUUAGAAAAAAGAUGAUUAAAAAUAAAUUUUAAAAAUGUAAAAAUAACAAACUAUGUAAUUUUAUUCUAACUGUAUUUUGAUAUUAAUAUAUAUUUAUAUCAAAAUAUACUUAGAAUGAAAUUAUAUAUCUAUGUAUAAAUAAAUAAAAAUUAAUACAAAAUAUGUAUAUCCAUAUACAUAAAUAAUAAAAUAUACACGUAGACUUCAAAUAUAUAAAUAUGUAUAUAUAUUUAAAUUCUAUGUGCAUAUUUAUGUACUAUUUUUAGAUAAUUAAGUAAUUUUAUUGAUUGCAAUAUGGGGGACCUGCUUGACAACCCAGGCAGAAAGUCCAGAUAAUUUAAUUUGCUAGCACUAUAUUUAACCCUGUAACUUCCAAGGCACAAUAAAACCUGUACAUAGGGGAGUACUGUUUUUCUUGGGAGACUUCGCUGAACACAAAUAUUAGUGUUUCAAAACCGUAAAACAUAUCACAGCGAUGAUAUUGUCAGUGAAAGUGAAGUUUUUUGCAUUUUUCACACACAGACUGCACUUCCACUGAUGAUAUCAUUGUUGUGAUACAUUUUACUGUUUUGAAAUACUAAUAUUUGUGUUUAACGAAGUCUCCCGAGUAUAACCGUACCCUCCAUGUACAGGUUUUAUAGUGUAUUUGAAAGUUACAGGGUCAAAUAUAAGGCUCGAUUUUCUGUUUUUUCACAUUGAAAUUUGCCAGAUUAGUUAUGUUGCCUUUGAGAGCGUAUGGUAGCCCAGGAAUGAGAAUUACCCCCAUGACGGCAUACCAUUUGCAAAAGACGACAACCCAAGGUAUUGCAAAUAAGGUAUGUUCAGUCUUUUUUAGUAGACACUUAGUCACAAACACUGACCAAACUUACCGUUCAUAAUUGUUUUUUUGCAUUUUUAAUACCCCCCCAAAAUAUAAAUGCUAACUUUGGCCAGUAUUUGUGGCUACUAAAAAAGACUGGACAUACCCCAUAUUGAAUACCCUUGGUUGUCUACUUUAAAAAAAGAUAUGUACAUGUAAGGUGUGAUUCAAAGAUUUGACAGAUAAGUGUUACAAUGUCACUAUUGAUAAAUAUUAAAAAUAUAUAUUUUGAAACCGCAAUGUCUUACUUGUACUUAUAGCCCUAUAACUUGUAAAAAAAAAGCUAAGAACAUGUUUACAUUGGGUAUUUCUAAACUCGGGACAAAAUUUAGAAACUAUUUAGCAUGGGUGGUUUUUGGCGGUAGUAAACGCAGAAAAGAUUUUGGGGGUCAAAGUUAGAAAUGUGUUUGUUUUUUGGGGGAGGGGGUUUCAUCAGAUUUUAUAAAUAAAAUUUAUAGUAAAUUAUAUGAUAUGAUGAAAAUAAUAGUAUCUUUAGAAAGACCAUUUUCAUGGAGAGAAAACAUGUAUGUAAUAUGUGUGGGUAUACUAAAUGAGUAAGAGGAAAAUUACAGCUAAAAACAAACACCGCAGAAAUGUAAAAACAGCCCUGGUCUUUAACGGUAAGAAAAUUAAAAACCGGUUGGUUAGCAAGAUGAUAAUUAGCACCUGCACCACCGAGUUGUUUGGGAAUCAUGACCUAAUUUUGGUCAAACCAUCACAUUGACAAGUGUCAGACAUCCCAAACAAAAUUUGAAAUCCAGGAAAUUUUAUUCUGAAGAACCGAACGUUGGCAGCAUGCACAAGUCUAAGUGAACAUAGUCUUGCUCAAGUGAGAACUUGACAAAGUAAUAAAGGGACAAUAUAGGGUCAGGAACACAGACAUAUAUUCCUGACCUUAUAGUGUUAAAACCACCAUCUAAAUAUACUAAAUCUUACUUGUAUUCCAGUCUGCUGCUGCUGGCUCUGCCCCUGAUCUGCCUGCUUGGCUGACAUCAUCAGAAGUGUUAAACAAAAGCCUAUAACGCCUGUCAAGGAGGCAGAUCGGGCAGCCAAAACACAGCCCUGGCCAAUCAGCAUCUCCUCAUACACAUGCAUUGAAUCAGUGUUUCUCUAUGAGGAAGGUUCUGUGUCUCCUUGCAGAGUGUGAGAACACUGAAUGCUCCAAGAAGCACCUCUAGUAGCCAUCUGAAGAGUGGCCAAUUGAGGUAUCUCUAGGCAGUAAUGUAAACACUUCCUUUUCUCUGAAAACAGUGUUUAAUGCAAAAAGCCUGAAGGGAAUGAUUCUACUCGCCAGAAUAAAUACAAUAAGCUGUAGUUGUUCUGGUGACUAUAGUGUCCCUUUAAAUUUACCUGUGAUAAUUCCUAUCCCUUAUCGUAAUUAUUCCUUGUUAAAAGACCUGUACAUAUUUUUUAUUUUGCUACAUGUAAGAUGUCCUGUUUAGGUCCAUUUAAUUCUCACUAUAUAUGGAGAUUUAUACAUUUGCAAAUUGAUUACGAAUUAUCACCUUUCCUUUUGCAGGUAUGUUUACUUAUGAUGAAUCUACUAAACUGUUCUGGUUUAAUCCAUCAUCUUAUGAGAACGAAGGACAGUUCACGCUAAUUGGAAUUGUUCUGGGCCUUGCAAUUUACAAUAAUUGCAUUCUAGAUGUUCAUUUUCCAAUGGUUGUUUAUAGAAAGCUGAUGGGGAAGAAAGGAACUUUUCGUGACCUUGCAGACUCUCAUCCUGUAAGUUACUUUUAUGCAUCUUCUGUACCUCUCACUACACUACCAUGUUUCAGUCUUAAAAACACACAACAAUUUCUUGUAAAAUGUAUUUUAAAAAAAGAAAAUGGGCCUUUUAUACAAGAAAACUACUAAUUGACCAAGUGUAAAAGUUUAUUAUUGGAUUAUCUGGUUAUGAAUAGUUGUCAGUAGCACCCACAUAGGAGUGUUUAUGAGCAGUCUUUGAUGCCUGCUCUAAUAUAUACUUUUUUUUUUCUUCUCUCUCAACUUAUUUCUCUGCAUUUGUUGUACACCAAACUAUUAAUGUUUAAAACACAUAUUACAUAUUAUUUCAACUGAUUGGUUUCAGAUCCAUCAACUCACAAGGUUUGUUAUCCAUGUUAUCGCAUAAUUUUCAAUGAUGUCAUCCAUAUAAACUGCAGAGGUUAUAAUUCAAGAAGUGAACAUCUCUUCUGUCUCUGCCAGUGUGUGGCAGCUUAGUUAAUACUGGUCAUAGCGGGGAAAUGAUCUAGUACUUCUUUUUCACUGUCUAAGCUUCAGGCUGUUUGCGGCAGAAAAAUAGUUGUCUUCAAUGUGGAUGUGUUUUAUGUGUGGAUAUAGUGUCUUUAAAGACCAAGGCUAUUUUCCACCAUAGGACCAGUGCCUAUGUGUUCUUGUUUUUUUGUGUAAAUCCUAAUUAUCUUCAAUUUUAGCCCUCAUAGUUUGCUCCCUGUGACCUUUUAAGUAAAUAUUGAACCAGUGGAGGUGUUCUUUAAAUGGUUUACCCCAACUGAACAGAAAAAACAGAAUAACCUUUUCUGUGGUAGUCUGUUACCCAUGCAAAAAAAAACCAAACAAUUAGUUUUGCGCAGUGUGCUUACAAGAGUAAAUGUUUUUUUCUUUCAGGUUCUCUUUCAGAGUUUAAAGGACCUUUUGGCAUAUGAGGGCAAUGUUGAAGAUGAUAUGAUGAUCACUUUCCAGAUCUCUCACACUGAUCUGUUUGGGAAUCCUUUAAUGCAUGACCUGAAGGAAAAUGGCGAUACAAUCCCUAUUACCAAUGAGAACAGGAAGGUAAUGAGAAAAAUAAAGUGUUUGUUAACCUUAAAUUUCUCUUUAAAAAUAGUAGCUGUAACGGACCGUUUUGCACACAAGAGGUUAAAAUGUACGGGUGCUAGCGUUGCCCUCAAUUUGUGACUCCACGAACUGGUGUUGUCUUGUAGCUGUCCUUCUGGGCUGUGGGAAUGAUCCCGUCGCUUGCCACCAAUUGUAACGGACAGUUUUGCACACAAGAGGUUAAAAACCGUUUAGGCGAUAUUCCCCUUUCCAGAUGCACGGGCAGCUACUGCAAGCACCAAUCUCCCGAGCUGCAAACUACACGAAUCCUCCAACUCCCGAACCGGAAACACACGAAUACUGGAAACAGCCGAACAGGAAAAGCACACAAUCAGCUUACACUCCUGGCAAUCAGCAUACAAUCCAAUUUCCCCCAAGAACGAGACGACGCUUCAUUUUGAGGGUCAAGCACAAUCUGGUUUACUGGGGCUACCUGCCCGGCUUUUAUGCAGGUCUCCCUCCUGGUGGACAGAUGGAAGAAUGGGACACAAUGGGUAAAAGGACCAAUCACAGACUUACACAUUUCAACAAUCCCAUAAUGCAUGACAAUCCCUCCUCUCUGGCCUGGAGAUAAUUGGGAAGUAAUCCAAUUAUCUCCAAGGACAGAGGCAAAACUCCAUUACACACAUUUUCAGUAAAAAGACACAAAAUUACAUACGGUUACCUUUAUCAUAUAAAACAUGCACAUUCUACAUAUCCCCAGAUAGCUUAGAUCUGAGCGCACAUUAUUACCGAAUGGCGCUCAGAUCACAUACAUACAGUUCUGUCGCCAUGGAGCGUCUUUUCCAUAGUCUUUCGUUACACGAAUAGGCUCCAUGGCAUAGCUAACUGGGGUGAUGCUGUUCAUACGGUUAAACUACCGAAUGAACAGUCAUUUGGUUCCACUACCGAAUGCAGAGGUAAGGAGGCUGGCGGCUUCGCACAGUUAAGUAUCCGUUUCCAGUUCCAUAGUUUGGGUGCUGAACACCGCUGGCCGUUCGGGAGUUAAAAUGGCCGCUGCCACGUGUUCGCCAAAUUAACAAAGGGCACCCAACGUUCGUCAAUUAAGCUGCGGUUAACCGCAGCUUCUGGGCGGUCAAUUGACGGCACACUCCAGUUCCCAGGUGCUCAAUCGUUCGGUACUUUGUUCGGUAGAUUGAAUCUACCGAACACCUCGGCAGAAAGGCACGAAUACGCCUUUCUGCAGGGAAAAUAAAAGGUUUUAAAUGCCGGGCCAUAGUCUAAAGGGAGCAGGUGAGCAAACAGGCUUCUCCAGUGGACAGUGGCAAGGUUGGUUCCGCCACAGUAGUUUUCAGUCACAAAGGUACUCUGAUAAAUUACCGAUGUUAUCUGAACCAUGCAAGUAAAAAUACUAAAAUUAUUGAGCAUUUAAAGGUCUUCAAAACGUAACAUAAAAAUAAAUUUAUUCAAUAUUCAGAUGUCAACAUAUUUAUUAACACGUUAAGACAUGUCAUUACGUCCUAACUAUAACUGGCUUUAAAGGCUUUAGGGCAUAGUGACACGUGCAGUUUUGGUGCAUUUAUCAUGGGCCUCAGACUUUUUGAUGCGCUGCAUGCAGUUCUGAAAGUCAGCACUGCAUAUAGCCCUUUAAAUCCAUAGAGAACACUACAUCUGAGUGAUCAAGUUCAGACACUGGGAUUCUCUCACUGGAUCUAGAGAUUGGUAGACCCCUAGGGUCUGAACAGACCUUGGAAGGUCUCCCUCCAAGCCCCAAUGGCAUUUUGAUCCGUGCUGAACUUUGUCAUUUGCCCAGAACCAAUGUCAAUCUAUUUGGCAUAUAUAUUCAAUGAAAAAGAUAGGAAGUUGUCAUACUGGAAAUAGCCAGGAGAUGGCAGCAACAUACUACUCUGUUUUAGUUUAGAUUUCCUUUUGCUAUUAUUAUUACUGAUAUUAGCCUAGGGAAACCUUUGUGUUUAUUAUUAAAUGUAUUCUAUAGUGUCAGGAAUACAAAUCGAAAUUCCCAACACUAUAGUGCCCUCUGGUACCCCCUCCCUUAUGGGCUUUGUGCACCCAGGAAUACCUAUCAAUCUGGUGUUCCUUUAAUAAAAAAAAUUGAUCCAUCAAUCAAGUUGCUUUUAUUCAAGCGAUUUCCUUAUAAGCUAUAUUUUGAUAGCAGCUACAUCUUCUUUCCCCAGAUACUGAUAAUCACCUUAUAUACCAUCUAUUAAAGAGGUUCUUUAUCUAGCGCUAGAUAAAAAAAACAGAACAUUAUGAAUUGGCUCUUAGACAGCCAUUCUCUAUAGUUCUCUCUAACUGACUUAUACUGUUUAAUAAUUAUCAUUGUCUAAAUAGUUUACACUUUUAACAGCCCCAGCAGCGAUGUUUGCAAAUAUUACAAAGUCCCCAGACGUUUACAGUGCUGUUUUAAGGCGUUAGAUAAGUGUAGUUUUUGUCCUGUCAGGACAAAAGCAUAACACAGAUUUUGAUGUACAUGGAGAUCUGAGUAGGAGCCUCAUGGAGUGAAAGUGAAACACUGUUAUGUGUAUUAUUGUUCUGAAAUCCUAAACUACUUAUGUGUGUAUUUCUCUAUUCAAUACAUUCAAUCUGCUCUAACACGAAGACCAAUUUGCAGUACAAUUUCUGAAAGCUUUUUUUUAUUUUUUGUAGUGGAAAUUUUAGUUUGGUACUAAAAUCCUCUGCCAUAUGAAGCCAACAAAUAUUUGUGCAAGCUUAAAAUGCUUCAUAUAAAAAAAAAAAUAUAUAGACUUUCUUUCAAAUUAAGGAAAGCCAUUGUGGAAAACCUCAAUCACCACUACGCUAUAUAACCUGUCUGUCUUUGUCCAGACACUAUAAAGACAAUGAAUUGGAGCUUUAAUUCCAUAUUAAUGUACACAGGAUUAUACUACCUGUAUUUUGAAUAUACCAUGUGCAUGGUGACAGCUGAAAGUAUAAGUAGAAUUUGAUUUACAUAUGCUCAUGUUUCUUCCAUAUAUUAUGAUACAUCUUUACUAUGACUGCAAUGAUUUUCAGAAAAUCGCUGUUUAAUAUGCCUUCCCCCUCUCUUUUUGAGAUCUAUGAGUAAGCCCCUAACUAGAAGUGACGAUGAAUGAAGCCUUUAUUGAAACAUGCCUUUAACAUACUAUUCUCUUAUUUUAGGAAUUUGUCAACCUUUACACAGAUUACAUCUUAAAUAAAUCAGUAGAAAAACAGUUUAAAGCAUUCAGAAGGGGAUUUCACAUGGUUACCAAUGAAUCACCACUGAAGUAUCUGUUUAGACCAGAGGAGAUUGAACUCCUCAUCUGUGGAAGUCCGGUAAGUAUUCUUUGAAUUAUUUAUUUUGCUCCUAAAACAUUUCCAAGCCUUAUCAUCUGUAGUUUUUAGGCUGGUAUCCGUAAAAAUUUUUUGUUUAGGUCACAAAAUGUAAUUUUUAAUUCUCUUUUUAAAGGCAGACUUGUGCAUUAAUGCUUUUCAACUAGUUACUGACAAAUCAAAUGCCUUAUAAUCUAUUCGGGAGUUACCAGUGGGUCUUAUACACUGAAUAGGACUCGGCAUGUUAGUCCUAGGCAUUUGGGCAUAGAUUAAAACGAUUUGGAUUUGUUCAUACCAGCUGAAAAGUCGAUUUAAAUGUUAGUGUCAUGAGACUAAUGAUAGAAAUGUGAUUUUAUACUUACAGAAUUUAGACUUUCAAGCUCUAAAAGACACAACGGAAUAUGAUGGUGGCUACACUCGAGAAUCAAAUAUUAUUAGGUGGGUGCAGAGCUGUUAAUGACAAUGUUACUGUGAGCCAUGUAAAAUAGUGUGUGCUAUGGUGCAGUUACACUUCUUAUGCUAACAACACAGUGAUUAGUAAAGUUUGCAAAUGCAUUGUAAUCAAAUCAUUGCCAGAUGUUUAUGAGCAGAUAGGACUGAUUCAUCGAUGAAAUGUAACACCUGUAAAUGAUGUUGCAGAACAGGCUGAGUUUGUACUUGAAUUUGAGAGAACUAAUGUUGCCUCUUUGGCCAGUACAGCUAAAUAGGAUGACAUUAUCUAGUGCUGUAGUAUUGAUAGAUAAGGAGAAACUGUCAGUGGGGAGAGGGUGAGUUGCAGAUGGAGGAUAGUUUCCAUUUUGUUUUUUAAAUAAAAGAAAGAAUAGUAUUGGAAAAACAUUGUUAGCUGUUAUGCAUUUAAAAUACCAGUGCCCAAGUCUGUUAAAGACAUAACCAAAUAGAAAAUAGCGGUAUCUAUUUGCUACAUUUAAGAAUACUGAAAAAUUACAGAUCUACCUCUUGUCCCAAUGUGCUUCAAUAAGGAUUACUUUUAGCAUCGUAUUCGCUAGCAUAUAUUUACCAUGGACAGCAAGUAAACCAAUUAUUAUAUUCUAAAAAUUAGAUAAAAGUUUCAAUAUUUAGUUUUAAAAACAAACUGUCAUAAUUUUGUAAGAUUAGACCUAAUUACAAGCAUUAUUUCAAUUGAUAAAAUUAAUAAUUUUUUUCAAUUUCACAACUGCUAUCAGAAAUAAUAGUGACCAAUUUAAAAAAAAAUCAAGAUAUUACUGUUCCUUAAAGGGACACCGUAGGCACUGUAUCUGCUUCAUCUCAUUAAACUGGUUAUAGUGUAUGGAGUCCCCUGGUGCCAUCAUUUCUUUCAGCAUUAAACAGUUUUUAAUGUUGUAAUGUUUUAAUGCUAAACAAGAGACCACGGCAGUCCAUCCCCUCUGUGCUGCUUUGGCUAAUAAGGAAGUAUUACCCUGAGCAGCAAUGGGCAGCUGUGAUUGGCUGAGAGUGUCGGCUGACUGCUUUUAACCUGUCAGCGCUCCAACUGACGGUAUGAAUGGGUAUGACAACAAGGAUGUGUGUAAUCUCUGCCUUAGCUACACAGACAGAAGGGGCCGGACUGUGGGUGGCCAGGGACUCUUAUUUUGUGGGAUACUGCACAAACAUGGUGCAACACUGAAUGGAGGCAGGGCCGGACUGGCCCACCGGGAUACCGGGAAAUUUCCCAGUGGGCCGUCGGCACGUGGGGCCGGCAGACACCUGGGUCUGCUGGUGGCCGCUGGGGAGGUCUUCUGGGGGCUUCUGGCGGCCGCUGGGGGACUUGUCCUGGCGCCCGCUGGUGGAGCUGCGCUGGCUCUGCUCCCCAGCGCGCAGCUGAAUGAGACCGGCGCCGGAAUAUGACGUCAUAUUCCGGCGCCGGUCUCAUUCAGCAGAGUGCGAGGGCGCGAGAGCAGAGCCAGCGCAGCUCCCCCAGCGGCUCCCAGAAGACCUCCCCGGCGGCUGCCAGAAGACCUCCCCGGCGGCUGCCAGAAGACCUCCCCGGCGGCUGCCAGAAGACCUCCCCGGCGGCUGCCAGAAGACCUCCCCGGCGGCUGCCAGAAGACCUGGCGGCUGCCAGAAGACCUGGCAGGUAUUAGUAAUGUGUCUGUCUGUCUGUGUUAUGGUGUGUGUCUGUCUGUAUGGUGUGUGUGUCUGUUUGUCUGUGUCAUGGUGUAUGAAUGGUCUGUCUGUGUCAUGGUGUCUGUCUGUAUGAUGGUGUGUCUGUCUGUAUGAUGGUGUGUCUGUCUGUCUAUGUUAUGGUGUUUGUGUGUGUGUCUGUGUUAUGGUGUCUAUGUAUGGUGUGUGUCUGUGUCAUGGUGUCUGUAUGUAUGGUGUGUCUGUCUGUGCUAUGGUGUCUGUCUGUAUGGUGUGUGUGUCUGUGUUAUGGUGUCUGUAUGGUGUGUCUGUGUUAUGGUGUCUGUAUGGUGUGUGUGUGUGUGUCUGUCUGUGUUAUGGUGUCUGUCUGUAUGGUGUGUGUCUGUCUGUAUCAUUCUGUCUGUAUGGUGUGUGUCAUGGUGUCUGUCUGUAUGGUGUGUGUCAUGGUGUCUGUCUGUCUAUGUAUGGUGUGUCUGUAUGGUGUCUGUGUCAUGGGGUGUGUGUGUGUCUGUCAUGGGGUGUGUAUCUGUAAUGGUAUAUGUGUGUUUCUGUGUCUGUCAUGGUGUAAAUGUGUGUUUAAAAAUAGUGUUUUUGUUCACCUUUUUUUUUUUUCAACCACGCAGCGUGCUGGUCUCCCCUCGACUGGCCCUGCCUCUAUAGCUGAGAUCAUCAAGCUUGAUGAUCUCAGCCAAUCCAAUGUUUUGCCAUAGGAUUGGCUGCAAAACGCCACUCCAAUCAGCAUCUCCUCAUAGAGAUGCAUUGAAUCAAUGUAUCUCUAUGGGGAACGUUCAGCACCUACAGAGUGUGGAGGCCCUGAAUGUGGGUGCACUAACACAGGAAGCACCUCUGGUGACCGUCUGAGUGACUGUCACUAGCAGUGUCACUUUGAAGCAAUGUAAACACUGCCUUUUCUCUGAAAAGUCAGUGUUUACAUUGAAAAGCCUGUAGGGACAUGCUAUAGACACCAGUACCACCACAUUAAGCUGUGUGUGUGCGUCUGCUAGUGAGUGAGCUUGCUUGCAUGCGUGUGCCUGCUAGUGAGUGAGCUUGUGUUUUAUGUCAAUGAGCUGAUGUAUAUCAGUAAGAUUGAUUGUCUAUGAGGCUGUGUAUCAGUGAGCUUGUGUGUGUCAUUGAGAUGUCAGUGAAAUUGCCUGUGUCUGCAUGUGAGUAUGCUUACUGUAUAAUUAAACGUUUUACCCUGAAAGGACCAAUAUUUUAUAUUAGAAAAAGCAAUAUAUAUAUCCAAAAACAGGAUGCACUCACAGGUCUUAAUUAAAGUAAAAAAAAGGUUGUUUUAAUUAUUCCACGUGAAAUAUACAAAAAAUCAAUCAACGUUUCGACUUUUUACGUUGAUUUUUUUGUAUAUUUCACAUGGAAUAAUUAAAACAACCUUUUUUUUACUUUAAUUAAGACCUGUGAGUGCAUCCUGUUUUUGGAUUUCUGCAUAUUUCUGGCGUUCAGGAUAAAGCACCCAGGCAAGAAUUCCCUAUUUAUUUUUAAAAGGACUGCGCCAAGCAUCCACUUUGUUGUUAUAUAUAUCUAUAUAUAUCUCAAUCAUCUGUCCUGGCAAGACAUAGCCUUACAUAUUACACGCGACAAUAUAUGGCGCAGUGACUUAUGGGGCUGGCACAAAUUUUUUUUCCAGGGCUGCUUUGUAUCCCCAGUCCGGCCCUGAAUGGAGGGACAGUGCCAGGGCACUCCAGGCACUAUAACCAAUUCAAAGAGACAAAGUGGUUAUAGUGACUACAGUGUCCCUUUAAAGGGAAUUGUUCCUUGCUCUGAUUACUCUUUACUGUAUUUUGUGAUUUAUAAGUUUUGUUUGUUUUUGUGCUUUGCAUGUGUUAUGCCUGGUCGGAUGCAGGCUUUGUAGUUUGUAAAUCAUGAGUACUUUUUAAGAAUAAUUAAGCCAUUCGUAUAAAACCAAAAUUUGAAGGGGAAUUGACAAAAAGCUUAAAAAGGUAGCUUUAUAUAUCAUUUCAUACAACCCCUCUGUUCCUGUGUGUCCAACUUGUCAGGUUACAAAUAUGUGUCUGUUAGUCCACCCAUUGUACAUUUGUUGGUGCUUUAAGAAGAAGAAUAAUAAUACAUUGCAUGCCAUUACUUGAGGUGUCUUGAUCUUCCUUAGGAUCCUGGCUUCAAGAUUAUUUUCGGGGCUAUAGGUUCCAUUUAAGCCCCUGCUGUGUAGAUGUUUGCAGAACAUUUCCAUAGGUUACAAGAUGCAAUCAAUGAAGUAUAUUGAAAAAAAUGUUUUACAGAUGACUGUGCAGAUAUUCUUGUUCAUUGAUUCUAGUUAGAUUUCUAUUUUCUUCUUUUUCUACUUCAGAGAUUUCUGGGACAUAGUCCAUUCAUUUACAGAUGAACAGAAAAGGUUAUUCCUGCAGUUUACAACCGGCACAGACAGGGCACCUGUGGGAGGACUGGGUAAACUAAAGAUGAUUAUAGCCAAAAAUGGCCCUGACACAGACAGGUAAGCUACCUAUUUAUCACGUUGUUUCAGACAUGACUUAUUAAGGACAUUGUGAUCAUUUGCUGAUAUAUCUUAACGGGACACCAUAGGCACCAAGAACACUUCAUCUUGUUGAUUUUGAUCUAGGUGCAAUGUCCAUGUCCCCUUAACACUGCAGGUGCAAACAUUUCAGUAUUCGAGAAACUGCAAUGUUUCCAUUGCAGAGUUAAGACUGCAUCUAGUGGCUGUCUACAUGACAGCCACUGGAGGCACUUUGUGCAGCUUACCAGACUCCGUGAAACAAGGUCUGAUGUCCUAAAGGCCUAAUGCACGAUCAGUGCUCGCCGGGCAUGCGCUUUAGGUUCCCGAAUCGCAGUGACAUUGGUGGAUGAGGAGCCUGACUCUUCUCCUAGGGACAUUGAUGCUAAAAUCAGGUAAGUGAAAACAGGUUUAACCCUUAUUUGCGGUUGAGGGAGUGGCGAGGAAGGGGUGUGGCAGAGUUUACUACAGUGUUAGGAAUACAGUUUUGUAUUCCAAACACCAGUGUACAUUUACGUAAGCUGGAAUGUAGAAUCUGUAUAGUUUACAUGUUGGGAUGGAAAAAGUUGCAGAGAGUAAAAACAUAGCUUGUAGUAUAACCUAUUACCAAAUUUCUUCCAUAUAAACUGGUUACUUUGAAGUGGUCAUGGUGGGAAGAGCCUGGAUGUGCAGCAUUUCAGCUUGAAAUGUAGUUGCACCCUCGGCACACAUGGCUAUGGCACUCUGGGACACUUUACUGUAUUGACAUUUGGCAGUCCAGAACAAAUAUGACUUUAUCAGCACGCACUGUGCGCUGGCAACAAAAGUAACGGAUCUUCUACCUUGUAGGCAGCGAGCCUUCAUGGCGAAACAUUCUCUCUCCCCCUGUGCAGUCUCUCUUGUGCCUGAUUUUUUGUUUUGUUUUUUUAAUUACAUUAAAAAUCCCUCCCUCGCUGGCUCAAAACGCAUGCAUACACUCUGAUCCUGCGACAGUGGUCAAAACAAAGGCUUUUCUAUGAGAAGCCUUUGAUUGGAUUUGUCGAGUGCACGGAUGGCAUAAGACGGGGCGUGGAGCUGGGCACCAGGAUCUUCGUCUGGUAGUAGAUUUCGUGUAGGUUUUAAAAAUUUUUUUAUUUAUUUAUUUUUUUUUUUACACGUUUUAUAACAGGGGUCCUAUUAGUAAUGCCCAAUAGGGCAUUGUAAAUCAAAAUCCAUUUACUGUCAAAAAGGGUUGGACUAACCCUUUAAUGAAUGUUUGAUUUUUAUUGCAGUAUGCGUAUAUGUAUCUUUUAUUUUGUUUCUGGAAGAAACUCACUUCUCCUUACUUUCUUGCAGGUUACCAACAUCUCACACAUGCUUUAAUGUCCUUUUGCUUCCGGAGUACUCCAGCAAAGACAAACUGAAAGAGAGAUUGUUAAAAGCUAUCACAUACGCCAAGGGGUUUGGCAUGCUGUAAAAUGAAAAUGGCAAACAAGCUCAACAAAAGGGAUCACAAUAGUUGAAAUUGAUAUCCCUGUUCAAAAAGGCCAUAAGAUAGCAAGCUACAACUAGUCGACUGUGUGUGCGCCUACCUUCUCCUUUGAGGACAGUGGGCUGGAACAGCAGAUUUCAGCUGCUUAUAUGAACAAAAAUUAUUUUGGGGUUUUGUUUUUGUUUUUUUCUUUUUGAUUUGUUUGGGGACUUUUCCAGCUAGUGUGAAAGUGUUGUACAAUCUUUCACAUUGAUGUACAGAAACAUUUUCCUGAAUAUUUAUUUUUAAGGGUUAAAUCACUUUUGCUUGUAUUACAUACUGCUUGAACUUGAACCUAUUUGAGUAUUGGAAAAUGUACUACUCUCAUGUGAAAAAUUUGCCAUCAUUAAGCAGAAAACCUAUCUUUCAAGUGUAUGCUUAUUUGUCUAUGACCAUGUGUCCCUGCAGCUAAUCGGGAACUGUGCUUUCUUUUCUUUUUCCUUUUUAUUUUAUCAUUAUUAUAAAUUUGCUUUUGAAACUUGAAUUCAUUGAAUACCAUGUGAUGCAAUGACUGCUGUUCUAGCCCCAAAGAAUUUCUGUGAGAAGAUAAUGUAGUCAAUAAAGAUUGAAGGGAGUACUUGGAAUGUUAACAUGCAGCCUUGCAAACUUUUUACUUUAGUCACAGCACAAAAAAUUAAAGAGAAAAUCACUUCACUAUUUGUUGUCCUCAAGUCUUGUAAACUAUAUUGUGUUUCGUUAAAAAAAAAAAAGAGAGAGAGAAAGAAAUUUGAUAUCAAUGGUAUAUCAAAGGGAUAUAGAGUUUAGCACGGUUUUAUUUUUCCAAUGACAGUUUACUGGCAGAAAUGCAUUUUUGGCCAAAUGUUCUGUGGUAGAUGGUGGACUUAUUAAAUUUAUGAGCAUUAGCUAUUUCCUUAUUAUAAAACAAAAAGGCGUGUGGAAGUGCACUUAAAGAAUAUUAAUUACAUAUUACGUUAACAAUAAAAUAGACAAUCCAAAGUCUUCCCUACAUAUUAUGUUGAAAUCCUUUAAUUUUGUGUUGUUUUGUAUUGUAUUCAAUGCACAUAAUUUUGUGCUGCUUCAUAAUUAGUAGGGAUUGUUAUGGCUUCUCUCCAAGACAGACCAGAAGAAUCGCAAAAAUAACGUAAUAAAAAAAUUGUAUCUUACCAUCUAUAAAUAGGCUUUAUUAUUUCUUUUUAAAUUAAGGGUUUAAAUCAUAUCGGAAUGUAUUUGUGUACCUUUCUUGGACUUCUAUGUGUAACGUUAACUUCAUGUUGCAAUAGUAAAUAAAGGGAUUAUUCCUUUUUAACCAAGGAUAAAAUUAGUAUGUCUUUUAGUAAACUGUUGCUGCAGAUAUACAAAACUGAGUUUGUGCCUUGACAGCUGCGCAAAAACGUUCUGAUGGUUUAAUAGUUUAUUUAAAAUCUGCAGUAUAAAGGCUAUAUAUUUUCCAGUUUCUUCUAGAAUAUUUUUUAUUAAGUAAGCCCAUGAAUUGUUUUUUUUUUUUUUGUUUAGUUUUUUUAUGUGUGUAAAGUACAGUGAUUGUACUAAAGGGUUGUUUUUGUUUUUUUGUUUAACUGCACAGUUAAAGGCCCAAUUCAUUCUGCUUUUUAUUAUAUAGGUUUGUAUCCCAAACUUUAGAAGUCACCAUUAAUAAAUGUAUGAUAGCAGAAAAUUAUGUAUUAUUUAGCUCUUUUCAUAUACAUUAACUGGAUAUACAUAUGUAACCACAAAUUUUGAUACUUCUGGUAAUGUGGUUUUGCUAAAUUUUGUACUGGAACUAUCCAGAAAUCAUCCCAUGAGCUGCCAAUAAAUUUUAUGUGAAACAUUUUUCUUUAGUAAGUUUCAAUAAAUCUUUCUAAUUAAAAGGGGGAGGCGAACACAAG